AAGCGAACCCGGAUGUUCUGUUUCACGACCAUAGACAGUUUGUUACGUUCUUUUAUAACCGUCUACCAAAAGUUAAGGAAACUACCCUUAAAAUAAGAAUAAGCCAAACCAAAUCUCUCCUGGACGAGGCUCAGCUGCCGCUCUAUGAAUCAACUGUUAUGCCCGUAAAGCAACGAUGAGAACUCCUGCUUUGGGACAUUUGUCGUGUUUCUCAUGUUUGUGAAGCGUCGUCGUGGUCUGUCAGGAUGCUCCAGGACCCCUUUGUGGAGGACAGUUUCAGUCGUUUCCCCUCUCAGAGUAACAUUUAUGGACUCUGUCAGGCCGGGCAGCAGGAGCUGUUAGCGGCCACCCUGAAAGGAAAAGUGGUGUGUUUCAGGUACCAGGAGCUGCAGCACAAAGUCAGACCUGUGGCCAAGGAGGUGCAGUUCACCUACAUCCCAGGUAACCCAGUUCACCUACAUCCCAGGUAACCCAGUUAACCUACAUACCAGGUAACCCAGUUCACCUACAUACCAGGUAACCCAGAGGAAAACUGCAGAUAAAGGAAUAUCUUAUAGAUAGAUACAUAGACUUUAUUGAUCCCAAACUGGGAAAUUCUCAUGUUACAGCAGCUAAAAACACGAAAAUAAAAUUAAAUAUAAGAAGUAUGUACAAUGCAGACGAAAAAUACUAAAUAUGUACAAUAAAUACAAAUUAAAUAUACUAAACAUCCAAUGAGAAAAAAAUGAGAUAUGAUGAAUGUGGGCUAUUGAAAUGAGUAAUACAUAUGAAAUGAGUAAUAAAUAUGAAAUGUAAAAUAUACAGAUGGGAUGAUAAACAAACAGACAAUUUAAGGUGCUCAGUAGUGUGAUGUGGUAGGAGUUUUUUUUUCCAAAAAGGGACCAUACAGCAGACAGACAUGAGUCCCUGUCUGACAGAUGUGAGUUAUUAAAUAGUGCAAUAGCUUGUGGUAGGAACGAUUUCCUGUGUCUGUCUCUUCGACAGCGGAGCUGCAACAGUCUAUUAUUACAGUCUUAUUACUACUUUAUAACACCAGAUUUAAACCCUGGAGGUUGCAUUGUCGACGAGUAUAAAUCUCCCAUCAGCUAACUGUGUCAAAGCUCCUGUCAGGAGUUUUGAUAUAAAAAAAAGACAAAAUACACUCCUGAUCAAAAUCUUAAGAUGAGUUAAAUAACUGCAAGAAUUUAUAUUUAGCACUGUUGGACCUUGAGACGGUUCUUUGUAGAGCUUCAAAAUGCAAAAAGAAGAAAUGGGAACAAGAGACCAAAAAUUUUGAGCAGGUAAUUUAUUGAAAACAGCAAUUUAACUGAAAUUGGCUGUUCAUCAGCUGAUCAAAAGUUUAAGACCACAUCUCAAAAAAACCUAAACACUUCCCAAGACAGAAAUUUAAGUGUCAAAAACUGACUCAGUAAUGAGGAGCUCCACCAUUAUUGUUUAUAACUUCAAAAAUUCGUUGUGGUAAGCUUGAUACAAGUGUUUCCAAAAGGCCAGUGAGAAUGUUGCUCCAAGUGGUGAAGAUGGCUUCAUGAAGGGCAUCCACUGUCUGGAACUGAUGUCCAUUUUUAUCAAUCUCCCAUGCCAUUAAUCCCCAAAUGUUCUCAAUUGGAUUUAGAUCAGGGGAACAUGCAGGAUGGUCCAAAAGAGUGAUGCUAUUCUCCUGGAAAAAGUUCUUGGUCAGAUGGGCGUUGUGAAUUGUAGCGUUGUCCUGCUGACAAACCCAGUCAUUACCACACAGACGAGGGUCCUCAGUCAUGAGGGAUGCCCGCUGCAACAUCUCCACAUAGCCAUGUAGCGAUUUGAAUUUAUAAUGAAUGUCUGAAGAGUACUAAUCUUCAAUUAUGACAUUUAUGCACUCGUUGAAGGGGCACCACCCACCUUUCUGGUGGGAAAAAGACAAAACAAAGUUCAAUUGAAUAAUCAAACGUUGAAUCAGUCUUAAACAGAUUUAAAUCAAUCUUACAUCUGAGGCCAGAAUUUUCAUUUCAGGGACUUCACUUCUGGAUAUUGACCACUAAGAGACGACAACUUAAAAUUCAAUGGACAAUUUAUUGACAAAUGCUAGUUGUGACAUAAAUUCAAUAAAUGGCGAUCAAAUAAUGAGAAAUUAAAAAAAAAAAUCUAGUGAAUAAAUGAAGAAAUGGUUUGAACUGAACUAAGACCGGAGGUUAAUGAUAGUGGGUGAAUAAGGAAAAAUUUUAACCUAUGUUAACAGAGUAAAUAAAUUUGGAAGGGGAAUUUAGAGAAACUAAAUUAAAAUUAAAAUUAUAAGCUCUGAACGCUUGACAGCAUCACCGGUUCUUCCAUGUGUGUUUGCCUACUUAUUGAUGAUGGUUCUCAGCGGCAAUCUUGGAGCGGAUCACUGAAGGCCCAGGCUACAGGUGGUCUUUGCAGGGCGGCUAGCAGCCAGCGAACAGUUGGGUGUCGUCACACCCAAAUGCAUGCCAAAUGCGCCUCGUGGGUCCCACAGCGCUCUCCUUCCACUUGCCUAUGGCGCAUGCUCGGCUGCGACAACACGGUCUGUUCGCCUGUCACGUCUGUCCAGUUUUUCUUUUUGUCUAUUUUUGUCUAUUUGUCCAGCCGUCUGAGCCCCCGACUGUCCUGGCUAAACGCACAUCAUGCUGGACAUGUACAGACUACUUUGGAUCGUUUUUAUAAUACUGUGGAUCCUAAUCGAUUCCACCGCGGUGGCACUGGUGGUUAGCUCGGCACGAGCCUCGGCGGCUAGUGGCGGCGGAACACUCACCUACAGACGGGAGGAUCUACUCCAACUCCGAUCAUCUAUCUUCUGCAAGGUGGGACUGGGGGAUCCUAUACCACCGGAGCUACGCCCGAGAAAAGGGGAAAACAGGGGGGUGUGCGGACCAGACUAAGGAAGCGCCGCUUCAGACCCCAUCUCCCUUCCAUUAUCCUGGCGAAUGUUCGCUCUUUAAAGCCAAAGAUGGACGUACUGCACGCCAGAUGUCGGCUGACAAGAGCCUUCAAGGAAGCAUGCAUCAUCGCCCUGACGGAGACCUGGCUAAACGAGACCACCUCGGACUCCGAAGUCAAUCUGGACGGAUUCACCAUCAUCCGAGCCGACAGGUCAGUCAGACAAGGACAGCGGCGGGGGGGUGUGCGUGUUUAUAAACAACAGGUGGUGUAACAACAUCAAAAUCCACAACACAGUCUGCACACGAAACAUGGAAAUGUUAACACUGUCACUUCGGCCUUUAUAUUUCCCACGUGAGUUCCCCACCGUGGUUAUUGGGUGUGUUUACAUCCAUCCCAAAGCCAAUAACAGAGUGGCAGCAGAAGAGGUAGCCGACGCGGCUAACUCCCUGUUAGCUAAAUACCCCGGAGCCCUGGUGCUCUUUAUGGGGGACUACAACAACUGCAGACUCGAGGGGGUACUGCCCUCUUUUCAACAGUACGUGGACGUUCCCACCAGGAAAGAACGCACCUUGGACUUGUGUUAUGGAAACAUUGACGAUGCCUUCACUGUGAGGGCUCAUCCUCCACUCGGUGGUUCUGGAGCCAGCUCCGAUCAUAACAUUGUGUUCCUGCUUCUGCACUACAAGCCGGAACUGAAGCGCUCCAGACCACAAUCACACUGUGCCCCUCAAUGGUCAGAGGACGCUAUAGCGCAGCUGCAGGGUUCACUAGCCUGUACAGACUGGGACGUCUUUCAAGGCGACCUAGACGAGAGGGUCUCUGUGAUCACUGAUUACAUCAAAUUCUGUGUCUCUACCACCAUACCCACAAAGACAAUAAAAAAAUAUCCAAACUCCAAACCAUGGAUCACUGCUCAUCUCAGACAAAGUUUCAGGGAAAAACAGAAGGCAUUUCAACGCCGUGAUUGGGCCGCUCUAAAAAUAAUUGAUGGGCAAAUUAAGAAGGACAUUCUUGAGGCCAAAUUAAAAUACAAAAACACCAUGGAACAGGAAUUUAGAAUAAUGAACACAAAAGAGGCCUUCAAUAAAGUAAGAAUUCUUACAGGUGGCGAGACAAAACAAAGAAACUGCACCACCCCUGAUCCGUUAAAACUUGCAAACACCCUGAAUACUUUUUAUAAACGUUUUGACAACCAUGAUUAUGCAGCAGAAUACGAGGAACUGCUGGGAGCACUCCCCUUCCAGGAGCCCUCGCACCCCCCUUUCACGCAGGAAGAGGUACGACAGCUGCUGAGCAGGUGCAAACCUGGCAAGGCACCGGGCCCGGAUGGCAUCAAAGCAAAGGUGCUCAAACUUUGUGCUACGGAGCUCUCCCCCAUCCUGCAUUCCAUCUUCUGGGAAUCCUACAGAACUGCAUCCAUACCCACACUGUGGAAAACAUCAACCAUCAUACCAGUUCCCAAGAAACCCCGCCCCUCGGAACCUAACCACUACAGACCCGUUGCAUUAACAUCAAUCAUGAUGAAGCUCCUAGAAAGAUUGAUACUGAACAUCAUGCUGCCAGCUGUCAGGUCACAGCUGGACCCGUAUCAGUUUGCCUAUAGGGCCAAGAGGGGGACAGAGGAUGCUGUGGCAUGCCUCCUCCAUUCCCUUCUCCAACAACUGGACUUAUCAUCGGACAAUUUUUCCACGAUCCUCUUCGUUGAUUUCAGUUCCGCCUUUAACACCAUACAACGCCAUCACAUGAUCAAAAAACUGCACCUCCUCAACAUUCCUACACUCCUCAUCCACUGGGUCCACAAUUUCCUGAGCAACAGACCACAAUCAGUCAAAGUCCGCUCAUCUUCCUCAUCAACAGUUAUCACCAACACGGGGGCCCCCCAGGGCUGUGUUCUCAGUCCCUUCCUCUACACACCAUACACAAAUGACAGCAUCAGCCCCUCACCCACCAACAUCACAUACUUCAAAUACUCAGACGACACUGCCAUCCUCACACUGCUACAUGACAAUGGCUCUAUUACGGACUAUCAGAACACCAUCACCCAUUUCACCCAGUGGUGCACCGACAACUUCCUGGAGUUGAAUGUGGACAAAACAAAAGAACUGGUCUUUCCAUCAACCCGUACUAGGCUUAACCCACUCCUCAUUCAUGGCAAAACAGUUGAACAGGUUGACAAUUUCACAAAUCUUGGACUCAUCUUGGACAAUAAACUCGGGUUUGAUCAACACAUCACUUGCAUCCAUAAACGUUUCCAGCAACGACUUCAUGUCAUCCGUAGACUAAGGUCACUAUCUGUUGCCCCUCAUCUUUUGCUGUUACUGUACAAAAGCAUUAUCCAACCCAUUCUGUUGUACUGCUCACCAUGUUACUUUACCAUACUGUCCAUGCCAAAUAGAAACAAACUGAACAAUAUCACCCGUAUUGCUUCCAAGGUCAUCGGACUUCCCACACCCACCCUUGCCGAUCUGAACAAUAAGGCCAUCACCCGCUUGGCACUCUCAAUAAUAAGCGACAAUGAGCAUCCUCUCCAUCAUCACUUCGACCUCAUGCCAUCAGGCCGCAGAUACAGAUUACCCAGGUGGAAGAGGGUUCAGUUCAGUAGGAGUUUCAUCCCAACAGCCAUCGCCGCAGUAAACAAGCUCAAACUGCCUCUCCACUAGGAUGGUCUCUUGAUAUUCUGGGGGGGUUCUCAUGGCCUGUCCUUGUAAUAUGUUUUGUGACAUAUGGUAUGUGUUGUCUGUACUCGUGUUUUGUGUUUGAAUAAGACCUGUGAAAGCAAAUUUCCCCCUGGGGACAAUAAAGAUUAUUAUUAUUGUUCCUUCUUAUGGCAAACGCAGCUCGGCGGAUGAUGCAGGUCGGUCCUCUGGGUGUUCAGGAUUAGCUCUACUGCAGAUCAAUUUGCGAUAACUGAAGAAAAUAAUUUCGCUGGCCAGUCGAUAUUAUUCUCAAGAGUCACUUUAGCGAACUAAACAAAAUAAAAGACUCAGACUUAAGUACUCUAUGCGCGCAGCUGAUUAAUAAUGUUUUAAAGGAACUUGGGUAUGGUUUCAUCCAAGUUUGUAGAAAAGUCUGAACUUAAGGCAAAUAAAAAAAACACAGGAAAAGUUACAAGACGAUGGACGGAGACAAAAACACACGAGACAAAAAGACGAUAAGAGCAAAGAUGGUAAGAGCACAAAAAGAGUCAGCUCAGCGCUUUUAAACCAUUUGAUGUGGGGCGUGAACCCAAAGAGGGGGAGCUCGUGCACCCAUUCAUUGUUCACAGCGGGGGCUGAUCAGGCUGGCAAGAGAAUUGAUUUUAACUUGCGGGAUUAAUAAGCGAGUUGGGUCUAAUGUACUCACUCACUAUGAUUAAUGCUGUUUAUCAAAUCACAUAUGAUAUAGUUUCACUUCAUAGUUUCUUAUGAGCAGAUGCAUCAAACCAUAACAUUAAAUGCAAGGUAAACUUUAAUCAUCCGUUUUCAUCCGGUACUUAGUAAAUGAUUAAAAUAUUCUGAUGAGGUAGACAGGCAUAGCGUUAAAAUGAUCAAAACAUUCUUAACUCAUGUACAAAAGAGUUUUCAGUCACUACUUUUCAUAUUGCUAACCUACUUUGGGAAAACCAUUCACUAAGCUACAAAGUAUACAACAUGCAACAUAAUUAAAUAAAGGAAUGACAAUCAUAUUCGGGAGGCACCACUAGGGGGAGCUCUUGGUCCAUCGAAAACCUGGAAUAAAUUUGUGAAGUUAGCAGUUUGGCUUAUAAACAUGCUAAACAAAUGGGACAAAGACUGUUUCACUGCCGAUGUGGUGUACAGAUGGAAAAUUGUGGUGAAGUGUCCAUUAAACCUGAAAUUGAAUCAUUUGCAGUUAUUCUCUUUAUUCUGCACCUAAAGAGAGUCACAGGAAACACAGCCACUCUGAAGAUUUAUGGCUGUGGUCUGUUCCACAGAUUAAAGCUUUUGAUGCACUCUUGAGUUGAGUUCUCAUGAUCUUUUAAGGUACCUUUAAGGUUAAGGUGUCAAAUUUGAGAGUCUCCAGCCAAGAGCAGAGGGGUGAAUGUUUAUCCAGUCCGGGGGUCCUGCUGGAGAUUAGCAACUUUUUCUCUUUGAAAUGGAAAAGAUUGACUGUCUGUCUUUUGGGGAAUCACCUCUUGGUUAGUUUCCCACAAACAGGAGGUUGUAAAAGACUAUGGUUUGGUGUGGAAAUCCCCCCCCCCCCCCCCCAUCUCCUUUCAGUGACCAGAGUCACUGCAUUCCUUUGAGGGUGAAUUAAAGAUGAGAGAGCAGAAACCAGUCAUCUGCUACAGCCAGGUGCUGUUUGACACCCCUGCACAACCUGAAGCUCCAUUGUUCCAUUAAUGGAGAAAGCCCCCGCAGAUCAUGAUGGUGUCCCCUCCACUGUGCUGUGUAGAAAACAUCUCAGGUGACAUCUCCUUGUCAUGCCAGUAUCGUUGGAAGCCAUCAGGACCAUCAAGGUUAACAUUUUUCUUAUCAGAGAAUAAAACUUUCUUCCACCUUUGAAUGUCCCAUGUUUGGUGCUCCCUUGCAAAGCCCAAACAGGUAAUCUUGUGGCGUUAAAGGAGAUGUGACCUUUGAAUACGUUUUUGUUUUUGAAGUCCUUCCUUCGCAGAUGUCGUCUGUUGUUAUUGGGCUGCAGUCAGCACCUAUAAUAGCCUUAAUUUGGGAUGAGGAUCGUCCCGUGUCUUGACGGACACAAAUUUGGAUCCUCCGGCUCAGGGCUGGUGAGAUUUUUUGGGGUUUACCACUUGAUUUUUUGUUCCAUAACCCUCCAGAUCUUUUAAGAAAUGAAAGACGACGGUCUUACUGCGUCCAACCUCAGCAGCGAUGGCACGUUGUGAGAGGCCUUGUUUGUGCAGCUCAACAAUCCAUCCACGUUCAAAGGCAGUGAGCUUUUUUGCCUUUGCCAUCAAGAGAUGUUGACAGUGUGACUGCUUGACAAGAAAUGACACGAAAUCCACAUUUUUGCACAGAUUUGGGCUUUUAAAGGCUGUGGUCUUAAACUUUUGAUCAGCUGAUAAACAGCCUAUUUCAGUUAAAUUGUUGUUUUCAAUAAAUUACCUGCUCAAAACUUUUGGUCUCUUGUUCCCAUUUCUUCUUUUUGCAUUUUGAAGCUCUACUAAGAACCGUCUUAAGGUCCAACAGUGCUAAAUAUAAAUUCUUGCAAGUUCUUAACUGGUCUUAAGAUUUUGAUCAGGAGUGUAUUAUUGAUGUUUGUUGAUGACCUACAAAAGACAAACUAGAUUGCUUAUUUAUUCUCAAAUUUUUCGUUGAAAGGUCAGCUGGACUUGAGUGACUGGGGCCUAAGUUGGACAUUAAUAGCCUCUGUUGGUCAUCCAGCUGGGUGAAUGGUCACCUGAGAGUAGGCCUGGGACGAUAACAAAUUUUGCUGGACGAUAUAUUGUCCCACAAAUUAUUGACAAUAAAUGAUAUUAUUGGGGACUAAGGCUGCACGAUAUUGGAAAAAAUUAACAUUGCGAUUUUUUUCAACCCUGCGAUACAUAUUGCGAUAUUAAAAAAUACAGGAAUUUUCACCAGAUGACCUGAAUAGCACUUAAUGUUAUGCUGCACCGCUGAAAUCUUGAGGACAGUUAACCUGCACUGAUCUUACCUCUUUUUGUGAAUGUUAGUAGAAUGGCUUCUGUCUGUCUCAGAGAUAUUUUUAGCUUUUAUUGUGCUGGGACGUUAUUGUGGCAACAGAUGAACACAGAACGUUUUGGUCGACAUUAUCCAUCUUGUCACCGAAAUAAUUCCAGAUAACUGACUUUCCUUUUCUUUUUGGCAACAAGUCUUCAUCUUCUGUGGUUUUCUCUGUCUGUUGCUCAGUUUGCAAUCGUUGUUGUUGUUAGCGGGGUUGUGCUGAGAAACGCAUGUCCUCCGAGAAUUGCAUGCACCUCACAAAACGCGCACCGCUUAUAGUAGAGUGGUCCACGGAAAUGUACAAUUUAAAACCCAUACAGUUCUUAUUUGUUGGGCUAAACGGUGAUGAAGAAUGUUCCGAAAGUAAUUCUCAGCGGACACGCGUCUCACUCCAUGUGCAGAACAUGUGCAGGGGUGGGUUCCCUCCUCUCUGAUUUUGAUUGACAGUUGGCAGGGUAGUCUGAUUGGCAACUAAGAAUUGAGUCUGAUUGGCAACUGAGUAAAGAACGAACGUGAUUGGUGGAUUGCUGAACAGCACAUGCAGAGUCACAUGCAGUGUAUCUCAGUCAGUUACAGGGCUCUCAAGUCUCACGCACUCAGCGUGAGACACACGCAUUCCCACCUGUUCACACAUCGUAUUUCUCACGCAUUUAAAUGAACAUGGUGAUGUCCACCAAGUUGCACCUCUUUAUGGAACGGGUACGAAUCAACUGAGUUCCUCCGAGAGUUCAGAAGCUGCGUGCCACGCGCAAGCCAAUCAAAUAAAGUAUAUCUACUGAACAGCCAAUCAAAAAGCAGCAUUGCUGUAUCCGGGUAGAUUUUGAUAUCUUGCGGUUUGACUACAGGAGAGGACAGACACUCGCCGUAAUAGAGCAGGUUUUUAUAAGGACGAGAUAGACCCGAUGAUUACAGUAAGUCAGUAACCUACACAUGCAGAAACCUCAACACCUCAUGGCAUAUAAACUCAUAUGAUAAACUAAAGCCCUAUGCUAUUGCUAUUAACAGCUGUAUUGACGGAUUUAGCCUCCGUACAGCCAUUUCCAGCCAUUUUCCCCUCCACAAAAGCUGCAUUUCUCAUAUAUCUCAAAUAUAAGUUCUGAUACUCAUGACAGUGUAAUGCUCAUGUACCAAAGGAUUAAGUAUCUCCAUGUUUGUGAAACCUAUACUAAAGUAAAAUUCAUCUAAAUGCUCCACAGUGCAGAUUUUAACAACUUUACGACUUAAUACUUAUACAUUAAUGAUUUUAUUCUCCCAAAUAAUAACUUUAUUCUGUAAGAUAUAAAAACGUUUUUUUCUAAUUGUGCCCCUUGUGCUCCGUUGUAUUUAAGAGAUAAUUAUACUAAUAGUUAUCUUCACCCCCCCCCCGGAAAUGACUGAAGCUGGUCAUCUGCAGGGUUAUCUGUGGAUGUAUCAGCGGGUCAUUCAGAGAGAUUUUGUGGUUUCUGAAGAAACAAUCAAACUGAUGAUGAUCAACAUUUGAGAUCCAGAGGGAGUCGAGCUCCGACGAGCACCACGUCUCUGACACCGACCGUGGCCUACACCUGCAGUGACACCAACACCUUAUUACUGCAUAUGGAUUCAUAUCAUAAACUAAAGCUCAAUGUCAUUCACGGAUAUUUACGGCUGCAUUGACAGGUAUAUCCUCAGCAUAUUCAUUUCUGCCUCCACAAAAGUAGCGAUUUCCUUCAAGUACACCAGUUUUUUCCCCGUGGAAAAGACGUAUUUCUCAUAUAUAUUCUUUUUUUAAAGUCUUUAUACUUAUGACAAUGUUAUGCUGAUGUGCCAGAGGAUGAAGUAUCCCCUAUCCUCCUUCUCAAUAUGGCCCUCAUACUCCUUCAUACAAAACAAUCAUUGGAUGAAUUUUGUGGGAAUGAUCUGUGCUUGUAUGUAUCUACUAUUUUGUGUCUGUGCAAGGUCGCACAAUUAAAACAAUACAUGCUGCGCUCCGCAGCUUUUUUUCUAAUCAGUCGUGACGUAAGCCUGAGGGCGGGGACAUUUGGAGACCUUCGGAGGACUUCCUGGUGGAGUUGCCAAAUGUCCCCGCCCUCAGGCUCGCGUCACGACUGACUUAAAGGAAACCCGCGGAGCGCAGCAUUUAAUGUUUUAAUUGUGCGACCAUGCACAGACACAAAAUAGUAGAUACAUACAAGCACAAUUCAUCCAAUGAUUGUUUUGUAUGAAGGAGUAUGAGGGCCAUAUUGAGAUUUGGGACUUUAAGGACUUCGAGAUUGAAGUCGUGAAUUUACGAGAAUAAAGUCAUUAAUUUAUGAGAAUAAAGUUUUAAAGUUUCCUGUUAUUUCAGAGGAGACUUGUUAAAAUUAGGACCAUGAAGCAUUUGAAGGAACUGUGCUUCAGUAUAGGUUUCACAAACAAGGAGAUUCUUCAUCCUCUGGCACAUCAGCAUAACAUUGUCAUAAGUAUAAAGACUUUAAAAAGAAUAUAUGAGAAAUACGUCUUUUCCACGGGGAAAAAAAUUGGUGUACUUGAAGGAAAUCGCUGCUUUUGUGGAGGCAGAAAUGAAUAUGCUGAGGAUAUACCUGUCAAUGCAGCCGUAAAUAUCUGUGAAUGACAUUGAGCUUUAGUUUAUGAUAUGAAUCCAUAUGCAGUAAUAAGGUGUUGGUGUCUCUGCAGGUGUAGGCUACCGCCGGUGUCAGAGACGUGGUGCUCGUCGGAGCUCGACUCCCUCUGGAUCUCAAAUGUUGAUCAUCAUCAGUUUGAUUGUUUCUUCAGAAACCACAAAAUCUCUCUGAAUGACCCGCUGAUACAUCCACAGAUAACCCUGCAGAUGACCAGCUUCAGUCAUUUCCCCCUCCACAAAAGCAGCUUUAUGACUUUAUAUACUUUAUGAGUUUAUUCUCCUAAAUUUACAACUUUAAUCUCUAAAUCUUAAAAGAAAGAAAAAAACUCAAUGUUGUCCUGAUACUCUGCUGUAGUUUUGUCAGCUUUCUUAUUUCUAAUGUUUUUGAUAGUUGAAGCAGAGCGGAUCAGUUCGUCUCUAAAUCUAUAAUGUUUGGUUAACAGAUUUUAGUGAGUUCAGAGAUCAUGCUCUCAUACAGCCUGAGCUGACUGUCUGCUGUUUUUGGAUUGCUUGUAUUUUCUUCGAAGACACGCUGUGUCUCCAAGCGAGUCCAGCCUCUCACCUGAAAUGCACAGCUGUGCAGCGGCACGCAAAGCAUUCUGGGAUACCGACGGCACGAAAGCGUGCAUAAAUGCACGCUUGAAAAAGAGGCGGGGGUAGUGUGGUUUUGAGACCGAAUUUGAAGCGCGCUUAGUAUUUUGUGCCAAACGGGACACCGUUCGUGCCGCGUGGUGACCUCACGUACGCGUCAGAUGCGCCGUUCGAUGGCUGCUGUAUCUGAAAUGGGACACAGGAAGGGCACAGAACGGCGCAAAACGGCUCAAAACGGCAGUGCACUCAGCUAAGCGCCGUUAAGUGCGCUUAUCACGAUGCGGUCUCUGAAAUGAGACACAGCCUGUGUUCAUUCACUUCGGACAUCGCAGGCUCUGCGAUGUGACUAUCUCACACACGUACAUCACGAUGACGAUGUUCAAAUGAUAUAUCGUGCAGGCCUAUUGGGGACAUUAUCUAGACCAAAACAACCAUUUUUGUAAUGUUAAUGUAUCAUAGUAAUGCCAGUUCACCCUUUCAAAUGCAACAAUUAAACCUUUAUUUCUCACUGGAAUGUCAAGAACCAGAACUUUUAAAUAACCUAAAUAAAUAAAACAAAACAAAAAAAAGCUGGCUUUUCAACCGUAUUAAAUGGCAGCACUUCUUUGGCAAUGUGCCGAUAUGAAAAAUUUGAUAUCACGAUAUUGGUGGCCCAAAAUAUCACGUUUCACGAUAUUAUCAGGAUAUUAGUGCAUUGCUUUUAACAUUAUUAAAAAUGUCAAAACUGUGAAAUCACUUCUCUGUGCACAACAUGACAUGCACAAACAAUAUGAGCAAGAGGCAGCUAACGCGACAUUGGGAUCAUUAGCUUUUUGGAGCUCAAGUUAGCAGAAACCUUACUAACGUCGUCAAUAAUAAGCAGUAGAGUAGGCCAAACUUGUUGUGGUCAUGUUGUUUUUACCUUGAUUUGGGCGAACGAUGCUGGAUGGUGUUCACGGAGGUGGGCACGUAGGUUUGAAGUGUUAGACAACGGUGCUGCAACUUCCUUCUGCAGGCAAAACCUGCAGAUUGGUGUCAGGUUUACCUGCUCCGUCUGUUUUGUGCAGCCGUAAGACGUCCAUACUGCCGACGUAACCUUUUUAAUAGGAGAAUCCAGCCGAGGCGUUUCGUUAUUCUCAGUCUCUGACUGUUCUUGUUUAGGUGUUAUGCCGUAGAAUGCACCCCUGACGGGAGCGCGGUUGAAAGUAAAUAACAAGGUGAAAUAAUCCAAGUUUUCCUUACCGUUGGGUGGAUUCAAAAGCGUGAGCCUUUAAUGAUUUCAUUCAGACUAUUCAGAUAAGCCGAAAACAAUAGCCCUCGGAUUCAGAAUAUUUGCUGCCCCGAAAAUAUAAUGUUCUCUACCUUGACAGCGUACUGUACAGUUUAAAUACCCAAGUACACCUCUCUAUGUGCUUUUUUUAAAUACCUAAAAACAGAACGAAAGUUUGCUGCUCCAUUUGACAUGUUGUCAUGAUCCAAUACUCAUGUUUUUUUUUAAAUAUUAGGGGUGGAACGGUUCACAAAAUCCACGGUUCGGUUCGUAUCACGGUUUUGUGGUCACGGUUUUCGGUUCGGUUCAGUAUACAUUGACUGUUACAAAAUUCAAUUGCGUCUUGUAUAGUAAACUGAAAGAAUGAGGCAGUCUGACAUUCAAUACAUCAUUGUGACAGUCUUAGGUUAAAAGGUAGGUCAGAUUCUGGCAGUGCAAGAGAGGAGACAUAGUUCCAACAUGCUUUACAUUUAUUUGGCAAAGGAUAUCUCUAUCUAAACAAAAAGUAAAAUGGCUCUUAAAGUUCUGACCCUUGAAUUAGUGCAUACAAAAGAAUUUAACUUUACUAUUUUACAAACAACAUUAUAUACCAUCAACAUAAAGUGAAGCAUAGGCUCUAUCAGCACUAGACUUAUGCCCUUUUAAAAUCAACACAAAAACAACAUGUUUCUCGUAACAUGUAACAUGUUUCAACUCCCUGAUUAUUAGUUGUUCAUGAAAAGCUCAGUAUUUUUCACUUGAAAUUGAAGUGCAGUGAAGUGUGUGAAAUACAAUCAAAGAAAUCAGGCUGUAGUUUUGAUCAAACUUUAAGUGUCACUGUGUUAUCUAAAGUCUAAACAAAAUGAAAUAAAUAAUCCAAAUUAAGAGGUCAUCAAUAUAAAAUGCAGCAUAAACCAAACUUAACAGAUUCUGCGCUCUCCUGCACUCUCUCACACAACUCUGCUCAUUGUAUUAUCAUGUUCUUCUGCAAGAAGAUCAGUUUGUCCACAUUCUCUGCCAAGAGACGAGAUCAACUUGCAGUGACAAUGUCCCCUCAUCUCCCACUCUGAGGUAAUGUAAUGGACAGUCACAGUCAGGAAACUUUCAGUUGCCCUGGAGGUCCAUCCAUCGGUAGUAAGAGCAACAGAGGCUGUGUCAGACAGUUCUUUCACAAUUCCCCGUCGGAUCUUUUCAUAAAGUGCGGGAAUUACCGUGCCGCUGAAGUGUUUGCGGGAGGGGAUCUUAUAUCGUGGCUCGAGCGCCUUUAUCAUGCACUGAAAUCCCGCACCCUCAACCACGACGUAAGGUUGCAUAUCUUUGGCGAUGAAACACCCCAGUGCCUUUGUUAUGCCCUGCGCCCUGUCCGACUCGUCAUUGUACGGCUGUUUAAAAGCUGCGGGGAGAAGAAGUUGUGCAGCCUUGCCCCUCCUUGCGCUGUCAACAGCCACACUGGGAUGAUGUCUCCGUAAAUGAACUGACAUGUUAGAUGUGUUCCCGUUAGCAUAAGCAAUGCGUGUUGCACAGUACUUGCACACUGUCGCACUUUUAUCCACAACUUUCUUACCGCCUUCAUAGUUCACCCUGAACGCAAAAUGCUCCCAUACACCAGACCUAUAUAACGCUGGUGGCACAUCCUCCAGCCCAGAGUCUUCUCCGCUCGCCAUGUUCACAGCUCUUCUACAACUAAUUUCCGGGACACACCCAUAGUUGCGCAUGUGUAUGACCCGAACGGGAUGCAAGCGCACUGAACCGGGACGGUCGACCCGAACGGUUCAGUUCGGUUUCUUAAACCGUUCCAUCCCUAUUAAAUAUGAGAUAAUUUUUUUCCACUUUAAGAAGCUAAUGAGUGGAUGGGAUGCAGGGGAUGCAUUCUACGGCAGGGGUGCAUUCUACGGCUUAACACCCAUCAAGCUACACAAGGAAGAAGGAGGAUAAGCGGGGAGACGAAUUAAGUAUCUUGUUAACUUCAUCAUGUGUGACUGUUUACUGGAUAUUUAAUUUAAUGCAGUUUCAGCUGUGUUAAUUUGGUCAGGUGGAGUGUCCAAACCCGUGCCAGACGCGCUCAUCAAAUCAGAUAUAGAUCAGAAUAUAUCAAUAUAGAUCUACAUGUACAGUGAGUCCAAGAAGUAUUUGAUCCCUUGCUGAUUUUCUUCGUUUGCCCACUAAUAAAGAUGUGAUCAUUCUGCACAUUUAAUGGUAGAUGCAUUCUAACAUGGAGAGACAGAAUAUCAAAAAGAAAAUCCUGAAAAAAAUCUAAGGAAUAUAUAUUAAUUGAUUUGUAUUUCAUUGAGGGAAAUAAGUAUUUGAUCCCUCAGUAUGCAUUAGGAGUUCUGCCUUUCACAGACCAGUUAGACACUCCCAAUCAGCUUGUUACCUGAACUGAAGCCACCUGUUCUCACUAAUCACUUGUGUGAAAAACACCUGUUCACAGAAUCAGACAAUCUGACAGAUUUCAAGUCUCCAACAUGGGUAAGACCAAAGAGCUGUUUCAGGACCUCAGAGUCAGGAUUGUUGACCUCCACAAAGCUGGAAUGGGCUACAAAAAGAUUAGCAAGGUGUUGGAUGUGAAAGUAACAACUAUUGGUGCAAUUGUUAGAAAAUUUAAAGAGUAUAACAUGACCAUCAACAGACCUCGGCCCGGUGCUCCAAAGAAGAUUUCACCUCGUGGGGUGACAAUGCUCCUGAGAACGGUCAGAAAUCAUCCUGCAACCACUCGUCAGGAGUUGGUAAAUGACCUGAAGGCAGCUGGGACCACAGUUUGCAAGGAAACAAUUGGCAACACUUUGCGCAACAAUGGAUUAACAUCCUGCAGUGCCCGAAAGGUACCCCUGCUCAAGAAGGCACAUGUGGAGGUAGUGCUGGGCGAUUGGACGAUAGAUAUCGUGGGCACGAUAGAAAAUGUCUAUCGUGCCAUUUUUAUUUUUAUCGUUUCGGGCGAUAGACUGUAUUUUAUCCAUAGGGCUUGUGCCAUCAGAUGAUUCAUAGUAACAACAACAAUAAUUGCACAUUCAGUAAGUGUAUUUGGUGUCAAACGGGAAAGAAAACAAUAUUUCCUUACAAAGAAAAGGAUGCGUUGACAAGUAGGCUCGCAUUUCUCUUUCGAUUUUGCGACAUGACACCGCUUUACGUGCCCUCUUUGUGUCCAGCGUCUCCCGCCGUUGCGGGUUACCUGGGUUACACACGUGAGGGGAUCAUUGUAAGCAGUGCUUAAUUUGUGCCGGAGCAAGUCGGAGCGCGAUCCGGGACCUCUUUUGAUCGGAUCCGGGACCUAUUUCAGCCGCUCCGGCACCUAUUUUAUGUGCUCCGGGACCUUCCCUGUAGAGGAUGACAUUUUUCGGGGAUUCCCCGUGGGUCACGUGAUUCCCGCGGGAUGGGAGUCAUUUUUUAAUUAAUCCCUUGAUCGGGACAGGACGGGGAAAAAAAGCAACGGGAGUGGGCAGGAGCGGGAACAACAUUAAAAGAUGAUCAUUUUCUGCCGUGUUUAACAACCAGAUGACCAGGUGCGUCCAUUUUUGUAGUCAUCUCUCAGUGAGAGCUAACACUCUUGACCGCGCUAGCAACACAAAAGAACUACAACAGUGGUUUGACUUCCUGUCAGCUGGGAGCGCGGCUGCGCAUUUCUACCCUUCAAGCCAGCAGCGAGGAAACGUAAUUUUGUGACAUUCUGUAGUUUUUCAAUCAUUUCUGGAGUCGUGGCGAAUCAAAUCACCUUACCUGUCUGCCCCUGAUAGGCGAAUAAAGCGCUCGGAUUCAUGCUCGGGUCUUCCCACGUGCUUCAAGAGUAAAGUAAACAAUGAUGGAGGCAUAGAGCAGCUUUGGAGGAGAAACAUCUAGCAGUGUGAACAACCUCUUCAAAAGAGCCCUAAAGACCUACCUUUUUAAUAAAGUCUUUGGUUAGUUUUCCUCUAUGCUUUUACUACCUUGCCUCUUACAUUGCAACUCUAUAUUUUUUAUUUUUUUAAUUCUUUUUUUAUGCCAAUCUGUGACUGUCAUUCUAUUGCUUUUUUUUAUUGUUGCUGCUCUUUUUUUACUGUGUACUGUAGCACUUUGAGAUUUUUUGUAAAUGUAAAGUGCAUUACAAAUUAAAUUUAUUAUUAUUAUUAUUAUUAUUAUUAUUAUGGAGUCCUUUGGCUCACACUCAGCGUUUUCUGUGAGUGUUGCAUAACUUUGGGUGAGCACAGACAUGAACGCACUUCAGCCACGUAUUUAUUUAUUCAUUUUUCUAGUUUUAAGUGCUGGUCUUGUACAGGUACUAGUGCAGCUGUAUACACUUAAAUUUUUCAUAGAACUGAAAGCAUACCAUAGCUAUAUCGUGAUAUAUAUCGUUAUCGUGAUAUAAAAUGAUCCAUAUCGUGAUAUACAUUUUUUUCCAUAUCGCCCAGCACUAUGUGGAGGCGCGCCUUAAGUAUGCCAAUGAUCACCUGAAAGAUGAACCAAGUUAUUGGGAGAAGAUUCUGUGGUCAGACGAGACCAAAAUUGAACUUUUUGGCCUCAACUCUACCCGCUAUGUGUGGAGGAAGAAAAAUGCUGCCUAUGACCCCAAGAACACUGUGCCCACCGUCAAGCAUGGAGGUGGAAGCAUAAUGUUUUGGGGGUGUUUCUCUGCCAAGGGUACAGGGCUACUUCACCGCAUCACUGGGAAGAUGGAUGGAGCCAUGUACCGUACAAUCCUGAGGGACAACCUCCUCCCCUCUGCCAGGAAGCUAAAAAUGGGCCGUGGUUGGGUCUUCCAACAUGAUAACGACCCGAAACACACAGCAAAGGCAACAAAGGAUUGGCUCAAGAAAAAUCACAUGAAGGUCAUGGAGUGGCCCAGCCAGUCUCCGGACCUCAAUCCGAUUGAGAAUCUAUGGAGGGAGCUGAAGGUCAGAGUUGCCAAGCGACAGCCCACCAACCUUCCUGAUUUAGAGAGGAUCUGCAAAGAAGAGUGGGCCAAAAUUCCCCCUGGUGUGUGUGCUAAACUUGUGGUUAACUACAACAAACGUCUCACUGCUGUGCUAGCUAACAAAGGCUUUGCCACUAAGUAUUGAGUGUGUUUGGCUAGAGGGAUCAAAUACUUAUUUCCCUCAAUGAAAUACAAAUUAAUUAAAAUAUAUUCUUUAAAGUUAUAUUCUGGAUUUUUGUCUUGAUAUUCUGUCUCUCCAUGUUAGAAUACAGCUACCAUUAAACGUGCAGAAUGAUCACAUCUUUAUUAGUGGGCAAACGAAGAAAAUCAGCAAGGGAUCAAAUACUUCUUGGACUCACUGUAUGUGCUGACUCGAAAUAAAACUACAGUGGUCUACUCCGUGUCGCUCCUUUUAAAACCUAACCUCGACCACGCAACGGACGUUGCCCCCUGUUUCGGCAGCAGCUCCUCUGUCUGCGUUGGCUCGUCUGCGUUUGAUGCUCGAGAAUUGUCAUCUCUUUCGCCACAAUCACCCGGCUCCUCCAUGCUUGUGUUUUUCACAGUGGCAGUAGCGCGUGUCGGCAUGCCAUAUAUGGAGCGUCACGAUGUAAAACACUGCCGUAAAGCGUGUUUUUGCGACACCGCGAUAGAAAAGAUAGAGCUCAUGUAUCCCGUUAGAAAUUUUCUAUCGUUUAGACGAAACAUAUUGUUAUAUCGUGAAGCCUUACUGUGCAGUGUGAUGGCUGUUAGAAGCGCUGUGGUUCAGCCCUACCAAUUUGACCCAGAGUCUGACCCAGAGAGAGAGGCUCCCAAAGACGGUCAAACUCUGCAGCUGCAACAGGACGUUUCUGAAUGGUUAGUUACAAAUAUUAUGUGUCUUUAUAUUUGUGUUUUUACUCAAUGUGUUAUGUUACACUGCUAGGUGGGUUAGCUCCUUUGACGCCUACGUCCAUUUCUGAAUGGUUGGUUACAAAUAUGUGUCUUUUAUAUUUUUGCUUUGUUAGUGUGUUAUGUUACAUUGCCAGGUGUGUUAGCUUAUCUGAGGGCUCUGUCUCAGCUGUCUCGUCGUUACCUGGAGCUCUUUUGGUGAAUACCCAAUAUUUUGAAAGUGGAAUGUUAUAGUUAUCUCUCGUGACUAAUGCCGUUUGGCGUCCGUCCGUCCAACUAUAAAAUAAUUGGUUGGAUUUGCUGCAACAAUACCAGAGAUUUUUGCUGUCAUGUUAGGAACCAUACCCUUUGGAAAACAGAGAAGGGGAACAGUGGAAACACAGUCACUGAUUGGCCCGGUUAUUUUCUGAUUUCUAAUACACGCUCCCAAUUGGCCGAAGUUCAGACUGUUGUGGGAAGGAACGGCAAAUGAUUCACGUAACUGGAUGGCCCAGGCAGGCUAAUAAUAAACCAUCAUAAUCACAGUUUUAGUAGUUUUUAGUGGUUCAGCCCCGAAAUUUGUGAACUGAGAUGAAAAUAUGGUCAUGCCCUUCUUUAUCCAGUUGAUGCAGAGAUUGUUUCUAUUGAUGCCUUCAUUAAGUCUCCACCCAACAGAGGCCUGGUGGUGGGAAUCACAUUCGUUAAGGUAUUUUGAAUAUUUAAAUUUCAAAGUCACAUUGUGUGCAUACUUUAAAAGCAGCUUAAAUAAUUGUAAACAGUAAACGAAACAAUUUUCUGUCUGUUUAUUCUGCAGGACUCUGGUGACAAAGCCACACCGUUUCUGAAUAUCUACUGCGACUAUGAGCCUGGCUCAGAGUUCAACCUGGACUCCAUUGCCCGUCAGUAAAGCGGAGUUUGAUGUUUACAGCGCUGCCUCCCUCAAUCACACUAAACACACUGAUGUUUGUUUCUUCCCCUAAACAGAGAGCUGCCUCAACCUGGAGCUGCAGUUCACCCCCUUCCAGCUUUACCAUACAGAGUGAGUGCGCCUAACAGCUUUGAUGGACCCUUAAAGCUAUGGUCUACAAUUUGAAAACCAGUUUGGCUGUUGAGACAGAUUUGAAAAACGCAGCCUGCCUCCCCCUUCACUCACCCCUCCCCUCCGUGUUCCAAGAUCCCGCCCCCCCCAGCUCGUGUCGCCUCCUAACAACACGCCCCCUCCAAUAGAGCAAGAGGCCGGCCAGCAGAAAAUAUCAGCAGUGGUACACAGUAGUAGCCAUUUCAAUUGGACUGGCGCGAUCAAAACCAUAUAUUAGCGGGGCGGAGCAGGUCUGGCGUCGCCACUGCUAGCCGGUCAGAGCAAAGCCGAUUGUGGGCGAGGCUUUGCCUUUCUCGGCGUGUCUUCACCAGCCCAGUUUACAAUGCUAAAGAUGCGUGGCUAACUUAUGCUAAAAUCUAUUGACUAGGCCUGCACGAUAUAUCGUUUGAACAUCGUCAUCGCGAUGUACGUGUGUGCGAUAGUCACAUCGCAGAGCCUGCGAUAUUGGAGGUGAAUGAACUCAUUUAAUUUCAAGGGUAACUAACUGAGAUACACUCCAUGUGACUCUGCAUGUGCUGUGCAGCGAUCCACCAAUCACCUACGUCCUUAACUCAGUUGCCAAUCAGACUAAGUUCUCAGUUGCCAAUCAGACUACCCUGCCAGCUGUCAAUCAAAAUCAGGGAGGAGGAAACCCACCCCUGCACAUGUUCUGCACAUGGAGGGAGACGUGUGUCCGCUGAGAAUUACUUUCGGAACUUUACUCAUGACAAUUAAUCCCAACAAAUAAGAACUGUAUGGGUUUUAAAUUGUACAUUUCCGUGGACCACUCUACUAUAAGCGGCGCGCGUUUUGCGAGGUGCAUGCAAUUCUCGGAGGACAUGCGUUUCUCGGCACAACACCGCUAACAACAACAACAACAACGAUCGCAAAACGAACAACGAACAAGCGAAAACCACCGAAAAUGAAGACUUGUUGCCAAAAAGAGAAGGAAACUCAGUUAUCUGGAAUUAUUUCGGUUAAAAGAAGGAUGAUGGCGACCAAAACACGUGUUCUGUGUUCAUCUGUCGCCACAAUAACGUCCCAGCACAAUAAAAGCUAAAAAGAUCUCUGAGACAGACAGAAGCCAUUCUAACAUUCACAAAAAGAGGUAAGAUCAGUGCAGGUUAACUGUCCUCAAGAUUUCAGCAGUGCAGUAUAACAUUAAGUGCUAUUCAGGUCAUCUGGUGAAAAUUCCUGUAUUUUUAAUAUCGCAAUAUAUAUCGCAGGGUUGAAAAAAAUCGCAAUAUUAGUUUUUUCCAAUAUCGUGCAGCCUUACUAUUGACAGAGCCUACCCAUUCCAACCAACAACGUUGCGUCAUUAGCCAGUGUAUGCACACCAGAGUUAUUCAGCAGACAUCUCCCACUGUAGUAAACAAAGUAAUUACCUGUCCAACAGAAAUUCGGCUGUCUCAGCAUCAGUUUUCAGUCCCAAAUCCUUCUGCAGCUUUUUCCACCGGUUGUACGUUUCUCCAAUGUAGACUCUCCGUUGGCACCUGUAUCGCUCAUAUUUCUUCCUUACUUCAGCCUUUUCCUCGAAACUUUUACGUUUCCUUCCCUUCGAUGUGGAGGGUGACAGAAGUGGCCUCUUGAUUUCGGUGUUUGUCUCCAUUACGCUUCAGCAGCUGUGCAGCUCGCUAAUCACAUGUACGUGAGGGGGUAGUGGGGAGGAGGCGGGACCAUGGGCUGGACGGUACGGAGCAGGGGAGACAGGGGAGUGGACUGAUUUACGGACGGUUCUUUUUGAUCUUUAUAUUGCGUAGAUCGGACCAUAGGACCAUAACGGCCUUAAAAACUAUGUUAAGUACCAAGCUUCCAAAUGGUAGACCAUAGCUUUAAGAUAACUCUGAGUGUUUUCACAGUCUCUUUUAAAAGAACCAAAGUCAGUCCUCUUUAAGUGGAUGGAAAGUCACAUUGUGAGUUAGUUUCAAAGAGGAGCGGGUUCUCUUUCUGGUCCAGUUCAAUUUUGAUGUUGCCUCAGUCCUCUCUCCGUUCACACUAGGUCUUCAGGAGCAUUUGGUCAUGAGUGCCAAGGUACUUCUAAGUUGUUUUUUUUACUUUAACUCUGCACUGCACAGAUGUUCAAUUAUAUCCGGCUGCUCCCAUCCUCUCUGAAAUUUCUUGAAAGACUUCAACAAUAUGGUGGGUCGAAUAUAGUUGUGGUUUUGUGCUCUCGUAAUUCCAAGUUUCCAAAAGACAUUCAAUUUUGUCUUCUUCCCAAAGUACGCCGUGUCCAGGUAUUGUAGCAGAGUCUUGAAGGCCAUACUUUGGAUUUGGUGUUCUUUCUUUUCUCUACCAUUCUAAGUAAUCCCGGCUGCAGUCACGUGACCAAUCUACGGCAAGCAGGAAGGGUUAUAAAUUAUAAUGCAGUGCAAAAAGCGAAGUGAACCCGUCGUGCUUUGUGUUCACAGGUGCAGAUUAGGUGAACGAUACCACAGACUUUCUGUGGUAUCUGUGCUAUACCCGAAAGCCUUCUUUCCCAUUUCAGUUUGGACUCUGGGGACAACGAACUGUAUAAAUCUCAAUGAUCUCAGGUUGUGUAAUCCGUCCUUUAAGAUCAAUAAGGAGGAGAAGUAGUCUGGAAUUUUUCCAAGAAUGCCUUUGUAAAUGAAAACGUACUAAUGACCAAGCUGACGAGUACUUAAAGAAGUCUAACUGACUUUGGAGUAUAAAAUACAGUGAUGAGUUAAAAAUCCACAAUUUGUUAUAAAUCUCAGAGCUCCAUGGUAAAUACUGUCCAACAUUUACAAACUCUGGGCAGAGGCAUUCAUGUAUAAAACAUCACCAUAAUCAAGAAGAGGUAAGAAUGUAGACUCCACAAGUCUCUUUUUAACGUUAAAAGAGAAACAGGACUUGUUUCUAUAGUAAAAGCCUAGUAAAACUUUCAGCUUUCCAACAACCUGCUGAAUAUGUUCUUUAAAAGACAAGUUUUCAUCCAGCAAAAAACCCAGGUACUUAAAAGAAGACACAAGCUCAAUUUCUUGACCGUCAUUAUUAACAAUUUUCUCUGACAGUGUUUCUUGUGAUGCUCUUGAAGAUGAAAACAACACAAGUUUAGUUUUCUCCGCAUGAAGCACAAGUUGCAGCUGCCUAAGCUGAUCUUGGACCAAAUUGAAAGCAUGCUGAAGAUUUACAAAAGCCAGCGCAGGUGUUGGUGCACAGCAAUAAAUGAAUGACUGUAUCAUCUGCAUAGAAAUGAAAGUUUGCAUUUGGAACAUUUUGUCCCAGGCAGUUGAUAUAUAUUGUAAAUAAGAGCGGUCCCAGAACUGAACCUUGAGGCACACCCUUGUGAAUUUGAAGUACCUCUGACAAGAGGCCAUCUGACUGAACAGCCUGGGUUCUGUCAAAGAGAUAAUUCGCAAACCACCCGACUGCUUGUUCUGAGAACCCAGAAGCUCUAAGAUGGUCUAAUAAAAUACAGGGAUCCACGGUGUCAAAAGUCAGAAAGACAACACUGCUUGUUGUCUAAGGCCUCUAGGAUAACAUUCACUACCUUCAUUGCAGCAGUUGUAGUGCUGUGGUUCUUCCUACAGCCGGACUGAAAUUGAGACAGAAUAGAGUAACAGGCCAGGAACUCUUUCACCUGGUCACUGACCAAUGUCUCAAGCACUUUAGAUAAUACAGACAGUUUAGAUAUUGGUCUGUAGUCUAAAAGUGUUGAGUCACCUCCUUUGAAAAGGGGGACCUCAAAGGUUGAUUUCCAAACCUCUGGGAUUCUAUUACUUCUCAAAGUGAGGUUAAAAAUGUGAGAAAGUGGUUCCGCAAUAAAAUCCGGGGUAAACUUUAAAAACAGGGGUUCCAAAAAUGUCUGGAACAGCUGGUUUGCGGGGGUUCAGAUUUUUAGAGCUAUGAAAACAUCAGAAAUUUUAAAAGGAGCAAAGUUAAAACAUGGAUUUCACAAUUGUGUCCUCCUUAAUUGUGGACACCAAUUGGGAAGUAUCCUGUUCAAAUGAAAAUCCUGCGGAUAUAAAAUGGUUAUUAAAAACAUUCAGAAUAUUUUAUUUGUUUGACAUUCUGUGGCCAUCGGUUAAAAUAUUAACUGGGAGGUUAGCAGUUUUACAAUUUGGGGACAUGGAUUUUAUUGUGCUCAAGAACUUCUUUGGGUUGUUAAGAUUUAUCGGUUGUUAAAGACGAGUAAUACUCAGCCUUGGUCUUGCGAACUGAGGAUGUAAACUUGUUUCUCAGCUGUCUUAAAGAGAGCCAAUCAGAGUCCUUCUGCGCUCUGGCCCAGGCAGAGUUACGCUCAUGAAAGAGUUCUGAUAAGUCACUUGAGAACCAUGGGUCCUCACGCCCUUUGACUCUAAAUCUGCGAAUAGGUGCAUGUUUGUCAACAAUUUUUAUAAAAGCAGAAUGAAAAUAAUUUCAGAAAAGUUCAACAUCAUCGAAGAUGGCAACUCUGUCCCAGCGAAAACUACAAAGAUCAUAAAUAAAAGCCUGUUCAACAAAAAUUUUCAUAUUUUUUAUUCAUAUAGCAUUUUCAUUAAAACGAGGGAUACUUUUCGGUAUCCUCGUGUCUCGAAUAACCCCUAUCACACAAUGAUCACUGAUAUCAUUGGGAAAGACACAGGAAGAAGUACAUUUACAGGGCUUAUUUGUUAAAACCAAAUCAAUCGAUGUAGAUUUCGGUGGGCACUUUAAGUUUGGCCUUGUCGGAGACUGAAUUAACUGAGUCAGAUUUAAAACAUCACACGUCCUUGAUGCUUGCUGUCAGCUCGUCUUUGUUUUUGGGUCUGGUGUCCCUCAUUUUCCUCUUGAUAAUACCCCAUAGAAUCUCAAUGGGGUUUAGGUCUGGCGAGUUGGCUGGCCAGUCAAGCACUGUGAUGGCAUGGGCAUCAAACCAUGUUUUGAUGCUUCUGGCGGUAUGGGUAGGGGCCAGGUCCUGCUGGAAGAUCAAAUAAGAAUAAGAAGAACUUUAUUCUUCUUUUUAUUCUGAAUAAGAAUAAGAAGAAUAAAGUUUGUGGCUGAGCGCCCUUAGAGUGGCAGCAAGUCACAGCAGCUCCUCACAGUGCUUACGUUUUUGCCUUUUUAUUGUUGUUUUUUGCACCUGAUUUGUCUUUCUUUUUAUUAAGCGGUGUUGUGUUUUGCAUAUUCCAACCAUGGGUGUGCAUUUCAUGACUCUAGCACUUUGUUUUCUUCUAAUUUUGGGAGUUUUUAAGUCCGCGUCUGGUGACCCGUUCAGUGGCUCUAUUGUUUACAGCCAUGAACAGCUGUUGGCGCUGCGCCAAGCCUGGCCACCUUCGUGGGAGAAACCUGACAUCCCCGCCAAGCUCUGCAGGAGAAGGAGAGGAUGCAGAGCAGGAGCUUAGCAUCGGGCAAAGCGGAGAUGUUUUAAGCCAACUGUCCCGUCCAUCUUCAUGGGAAACGUGAGGUCUCUCCCCAACAAGAUGGAAGAGCUCACAGCGCUGACUCGGCUGCAGUGGGAGUACCGGGAGUGCAGCCUCAUGAUGUUCACAGAGUCAUGGCUGAACAAACUCACUACGGACCCGCUCGUAACUUAGAAUGGAUUUCAUCUCGUCAGAGCAGACCGGAGCAUGAGGGAGAGUGGUAAGAAGAAAGGAGGCGGUAUAGCGGUGUAUGUGAAUGAGAGAUGGUGUAAUUCUGGGCACGUCAGUGUUAAAGAGCAGCGCUGCUCUAAGGACAUUGAGCUGCUGGCUGUGAGUUUGCGGCUAUAUUACCUGCCGAGGGAGUUUUCGCACGUUAUCGCGUUAACUGUUUACAUCCCCCCCUUGGCUGAUGCUGCUGCAGCAUGGGAACUCCUCCAUAGUGAAGUGUCCAAGCUACAAACAUCACACCCUCAGUCUCUGAUCAUUAUCUCUGGAGACUUAAGUCAUGCAUAGCUCUCCUCCAAUCUCCCUACCUUCAGCCAGUAUGUGGAAUGCUCAACAAGAGACAAUAAAACUUUGCACUUACUGUAUGCAAACACCAAGGAUGCAUACACCUCCACCCCUCUCCCCCCGCUGGGCCGCUCAGAUCACAACCUGGUGAGACUGCAGCCCAUUUACAUACCUAUGGUGAAGAAACAAGCCCCCCCAUCAGGUAUGUUAAGAGGUGGUCUGAGGAGGCCACUGAGACGCUGCAGGACUGUUUUGAGACCACAGACUGGGAUGUACUGUGCGGCCCACAUGGUGAUGACAUUGACACCAUGACAGAUUGUAUCACGGACUAUAUAAACUUAUGUGUUGAGAACACCGUACCCACCAGGAAAGUACGGUGUUUCUCCAACAGCAAACCUUGGGUGACCCCGGAACUUAAAGUCCUCCUGAAGGAGAAGAGGAGGGUCUUUAAACCUAGGGACAAGGAGGAGCUGAGGAGGGUGCAGAAGGAGCUGAAGAAGAAGAUCAGAGAGGGGAAGGCCAGCUACAAGACCAAGAUGGAAAACCUUCUGCAACAGAACAACGCAGGGGAGGUCUGGAGAGGCCUGAAAUCCAUCUCAGGUUAUUGCAGGGGCCACGAGAGGGGACCUGAAGCAGGAGACAGGGAGUGGGCCAACAAGCUGAAUCUGUUCUUCAAUAGAUUUGACUCUGCUUCCACUCCUCCCCCGACUCAUCAAACCAACAACCCGUCUGCUGCUUCUUCUUCACACCACCUCAGUUCCAUGGCACCGGCAUCAUCAACCCCCCUCCACUCACCCUUCACCACCCCCUCCAGCACCACCCCCAGCCUCUCCAUAACAGCUGACCAGGUGCGAAGUGAGCUGAGGAAGAUGAAGCCAAGGAAGGCCACGGGUCCUGACGGCAUCAGCUCCAGACUCCUGAAGGACUGUGCAGACCAGCUCUGUGAGGUGCUACUGCACAUCUUCAGCUUGAGCCUGAGUCUGGAGAGGGUUCCAGCACUGUGGAAGACUUCCUGCAUGAUUCCUGUCCCCAAGACAGCACACCCCAGGGAGCCCAACCACUUCAGACGUAUGGCCCUCAUUUCUCACCUGAUGAAGACUCUGGAGAGGAUUGUGCUGAGGAGCCUCCGCCUCCUGGUGAGCUCCCAUCUGGAUCCUCUGCAGUUUGCGUACCAGCCGAACAUCGGAGUGGAUGACGCUGUCAUCUACCUGCUGCAGAGGUCCAUGGCUCACUUGGAGAACAGCGGCAGCACUGUGAGGGUCGUGUUUUUUGACUUCUCCAGUGCUUUCAACACCAUCCAGCCUUCACUGCUCAGGGGGAAGCUCGAGAAGGCGGGAGUGGACUGUCACCUAGCCGCAUGGACCGUGGACUACCUCAUCGACAGACCACACUUUGUGGGGCUUCAGAACUGUGUGUCGGACAUGGUGGUCUGAAGCACGGGGGCUCCACAGGGGACAGUGCUCUCCCCCUUCCUCUGUACCCUGUACACCUCGGACUUCAGCUAUAACUCUGGGAGCUGUCACCUCCAGAAGUUCUCUGAUGACACAGCCUCGUCGGAUGUGUAUCGUCAGGGGAUGAGCGGGAAUACAGGACUGUCAUCAGUGACUUUGUCAACUGGUGUGGCACAAACCACCUCCAGCUCAACGCCAGUAAGACAAAGGAGAUGGUCGUGGAUUUCCGCAGGAGGAGGACACCUCAGACUGUUCCAGUGAACAUCCAGGGUCUGGACAUCGAGAUGGUGGAGUCCUAUAGAUUCCUGGGUGUCCACCUCAACAAUAAAAUGGACUGGUCAACCAACACAGACGUCCUGUACAAGAAGGGCCAAAGUCGUCUCCACCUGCUGAGGAGUUUGAGGUCCUUUGGAGUGUGUAGGACUCUGCUCAGGACUUUCUAUGACUCUGUGGUAGCAUCUGCACUUUUCUAUGCAGUGGUCUGCUGGGGGGCAGGGAGCACCGAGAGGGACAGGAAGAGACUGAACAGACUGGUCAGGAGGGCCAGUUCUGUCCUGGACUGUUCUUUAGACUCUCUGAAGGAGAUGGGUGAGAGGAGGAUGUUAGCAAAGCUUGUAUCCAUCAUGGACAAUCCCUAUCACCCACUGCACCAGACUGUGGGGGCCUUAAGCAGCUCCUUCAGCAGCAGACUUAGACUCCCACCUUGCAAGACGGAGCGCUACCGCAGGUCAUUCCUCCCUUCUGCAAUAAGACUUUACAACGAACUGCAAUGAAACUGAACUCACACCACCACUUUUUUUUUCUGGCAUUUAAAUUGUGUAUAUUGUAUAUAGUUUUAUUUUUCUUCUCCCUUUUUCCUUUUUCUAAACUUUUUCUUAAUUAUUACAUUUAUUUAAGUUCUUAAUAGUAAGAUCUUUAUUUUUAUAAUUGCAUUUUUGCACUCUUUGUCAGUGAUGCUACUCUGACAAAAAAAUUUCCCCCAUGGGGGAUCAAUAAAGGAAUGUUCUAUUCUGUUCUAUUUUAUUCUAUUCUAUUCUAUUCUAUUAAUCACCCAAGGGAAAUUCAAUUGUCUGUUGUCUCACAUAAUAUGUCUCUAAAAGUUAUCUACUAUUUGCACAAGAGUUAUAAAGCCUGAUGGCUGUUGGUACAAAAGAUCUUCUGAAUCUUUCUGUCUUGCAGCAAAGAGAGAGGAGCUGUCCACCACCAAUUAUUAUCUGGAUAAUAAGUUGGACUAGUCUAAGAAUACAGACUUCAUCUACUGAAAGGGGCAGAGCCACCUCUUUUGCCUGAAAAGACUCCGAUCAAUAGACAUCUGUAGUAAGAUGACGUGCAGAUGUUUUAUCAGUCUGUAAUAGCAAGUGUUCUGUUCUACGCUGCAGUCUGCUGGGGAGGAAGCAUCAAACACAAAGAUGCAAGACGUCAGAACAAACUGGUGAAAAAGGCUGGCACUGUGGUUGGACUCAAGCUGGACUCAGUGGAGGAUGUGGUGGAGAGACCUACACUGAGGAAGGUGGAGACUAUUCUGAAGAACAUGGAUUGCCCACUUCACAACACCUUGAUGGACCAAAGGGCCAAUGGUGGUGGACGGCUCCUCUCUCUUCACUGCAGGACAGAAAGAUUCAGAAGAUCUUUUGUACCAACAGCCAUCAGACUUUAUAAGUCUUGUGUAAAUAGCAGAUAACUUUUACAGACAUAUUGUGUGAGACAACAGACAUUUGGAUUUCCUUUCGGAGAUUAAUAAAGUCCUUCUUAUUCUUAUUCUUAUUCUUAGCUAUUAGUUAAAGAUGACAUUUUGUAAUAUAAUGAUAUCGCUGUGUUUUGUUAUGUUUGUGUAGUCAACAUUUUAAAUUUUUUGAGAGGCCCACUCUUUCUGACUCAAAACAAAGCCAUUCUCCGCCUCCGCCAACCUGAUUGGUUGUGAGGCGGAUGCUGCUCCUUUGUGCUGAUUGGUUGUGAGGCAGACGCUGCUCCCUCGUGUUGUGAGGCACGCUCCACGAUCUCCAAUAACAUGCACAAGCCCAAACAAAGUUUGCGUGCUAUAACAUCGUACAGUAGAAACCAACCAGAACGUAGUGCAAACACAAGCAAUAAAAGGAAGUAAAUACCGGAGACUCUGGCGCAAUAACGGGCGCUUAAAACGGAGGUAGACUUAACGAGCUAAAAAGCCGGGUCAACAUAAGCAUAAACGAUGGGGGAUGCAUGGGGAUCUUACGGACCCUGUAACCUUUCUGCUGGACAGGUAAACUGCUUUAACAAAGUAAGCCAAGGGUCUGUAACAGAAGUGUUUCUUGUCAAACGGGACCUGCUGUAGCCUGUUUUAGCGCCGCUAAACUGUUGACUUUGGGUCCUGGACUAUGUCACUUUAUCCUAGUUGUAGAAGUCCUGCAAACAUGGUGUUUGCUGGUAGUCUGUUGGCAUCUACAGUAGCUCUGUGGCUUAGCUUUUCUUGAAGAUGAAGUAUUUUCUUCAGCUCUUGUGGAAGCGGGCCGUGUGAGCUGGGAUGCUCUCUGGCCUGUGUUGUCUUUGAUUGUGGUCUGAGUCCUUCCACGUGAACAGAGCCUGAACUGGAUGGUGUUAGUCUCUGAUAAUGUUGUGUGUUUCUUUCCGAAGCGUUGUGUAUCCAUGAAAGGGAGGAGGCCAGAACCAGUAAUUUUCCCAUCAGCCUUGAUGACUUGAAGUGAUUUCCAGGGUUAUGCUUUCAAACUACACACAGUUAUUAUAUUAUUUGGGUUAUAUUUUAGUUUGUUCACUGUGUUUAGCCAAUGCUACAGCUCUUUUUAUGGCUCCUCACCUAUGUGCAGGGUAGGGCUGUGCAGGUACACAAACAUGCACACCAGUGGGUGCACACAGGUUAACUCCACUGUAGACCACACUGAACUAAAACUUUUUUUUACAGAUCCACAUUUACGACAAGACAAACAAACGAGGGGCUAUUUCAGCUUCUGUUAUUUAUGACCCAAUGAGAGGCUUGAUAUGUAUUAUUUUAGAGAUAAUGCUUACAGACUCGCAGCACAAAUCUGAACAGAGGUAAAAAAAAAUAAUUUAAACUUGGCAUGUUUGAAGUGAUUAUUUAAGGAAGUCACUGAAAUCAAUGUUUUAUUACCCUAUAUAACAAACCAUGCAUGUUGUGUAUGUGGUGCACUACUAUGUGGAAACCUGAGAGACAAGACAGUUGUUCAGAGAAGCUGUGCAGCAGUAUUACAUCAUGAAUCAUAGUGACAUUUUCCAACAGCCCUGUUUAAUAUGCUGCUCUGAACAGUUUAAGCUGUUUCCACUCCUGCUACCUCCUCUGUGAGGCUCCAGUGAAGUGUUUCUGCUGAUUUAAAGUCUGGCAACAGCUUUCACAUGAUAGACAAUAAAUGUCAUCAAUCUUUUCCUCCUCACUCAGAGUUCAGUGUCAUGAUGGCGGCAGAGAGACAGUUUUUCUGCUGAGCGGACACGACCAGAGAAUCCACCUGUACAAAGAGGUCAGAUCAGAGAACACCAUAUCAUAAAUGAUUCAGCUUUAUGUUCAUAUGUGGAUGAAUACUAAUAUUUUAUCCCCUUCAUUUUAUCUUUUCAACUGUGUGAAAUGUUAUGCAGGUGCAUUUCUCCUGCAAUUACAAGUUUUACUUAUAAAUAUAAGUAAAAGCAAUCAAUAAAUAAAAGCAAUCAAAUUGCUUUUAAACCAUUUCUUUUCUCAUACCUAUCCUCAGUUGAAAAAUGAAAACAGAGACGUAAAAAAAAUCUAAUUAGAAUUUUCAAUAUCACAUUACCUUUAAAGAUUAGGAGUUGUCUUUGUUUUGUCUUCUUGACUUCUGUUUAAAAGCUCAUCUGAAGUUUUACAAACUUACUCAGUUGAUAAAGUUUGUCUGCUUUUUUUAAUGGAAAUACAGGUGAAACUCAAAAAAUUAGAAUAUCGUGGUAAAGUACAUUCAUAUCAGCAAUUCAACUUCAAAUGUGAAACUCAUAUGUGAUAUCAACUCAUUACAUGCAAAGUGAGAUAUGUCAAGCCUUUAUUUGUUUUAAUCUUGAUGAUCAUGGCUUACAGUUUUUGAAAACCCCAAAUUCCAAAUCUUAGAAAAUUAGAAAAGGUUCAAUACUGUAGGCUCAAAGUGUCACACGCUCCUCAGCUAAUUAAUCCAAAACACCUGUGAAGGGUUCCUGAGCCAUUAAAUGAUCUCUAAAGGUCCUUACACACCAGGCGCAAAUUCGCCAAGCGAAUUAUUCGCCUUUUUUUAAAACAGCUUAAAGUCAAUGCAAGCUUCAACACCGGCGGCGAUUUUUCCGCGGGGCGAAAAGCAUCUUUUAUUUUUUCGCUCUUGUGUCGAAUUUUUGGGAUAUUCGCAGGCGAAUAUCUGGACCUGCUAGACCUCUGGCCAAUCAAAAGUCAUGUUGUUGAUGACGUCACAGACCCAUACGGCUGGAGGAGCGGGAGAAGUUUGAGAUUAUGAAAACGCAGAGAAAGACAGCUGAGGUGCAUCCAAAACUCUUUCUAAUUACUAAUGAAGUAGUUUUCUCACAAGAUGACACUCUCUUGUCUCCCUUAGGAGACAGAUGUCAUGCACACUUCACAGGGUGACCGCCUCAUCAUGCCUGAUUCUCCCUCUUAGCUGUUUGACAUACCGAUGAUCUGCAGCUACAGGGCCAACAGAAUGACCAGACAACUUGAAGGAUUACUGCUCAGCCCUCGCCUCUCCUGGCUGCUGCGGCGUCUCUCACAGCUUUUCCUCCUCUUUCUCCCUCGCUCAUAAUGCUAGACAUGUCAAUCAGCAGCCGUUCUCACAGCACACACCACCACUGGCACCAAAAGCAACGAUGGGAGAGAGGCUGGUAAUUGCGGUACAGGACCACCCCGCAUCUCCUCUCCUCCGUGCCGCAAAGCGACUUUAUUAAUUCGCUUUGCGAAAUGUAUAUGCAUAUUCGCUUCGCGCCCGGUGUGUAUAGGCGAAAGCGAUUUUUCGGACUGGCGAAUAUUUUCGCAUUUUCGUCUCGCUUUUUCGCUUCGCUCCGCAAAUUCGCUGGUGUGUAAGGACCUUAAGUCUGGUUCAGUAGAUUCACAAUCAUGGGGAAGACUGCUGACCUGACAGUUGUGCAAAAAACCAUCAUUGACCCCCUCCACAAGGAGGGAAAGCCUCACAUGGUAAUUUUAAAAGAAGUUGGAUGUUCUCAAAGUGCUGUAUCAAAGCACAUUAAUAGAAGGUUAGCUAGAAGGGAAAAGUGUGGAAGAAAAAGGUGCACAUGCUGCAAGGAUGAACAGAGUCUGGAGAAGGUUGUCAGGAAAAGGCCAUUCAAAAGUGUGGGGGAACUUCACAAGGAGUGGACCGAGGCUGGAGUUCGUACAUCAAGAGCCACCACACACAGAGGGAUCCUGGAAAUGGGCUUCAAAUGUUGUAUUCCUCUUACUAAGCCGCUCCUGAACAAACAACAUCAGAAGCGUUUUACCUGGACUAAAGAAAAAAGAACUGGUCUGUUGCUCAGUGGUCCAAAGUCCUCUUUUUCGAUGAGAACAAAUAUUGCAUUUUAUUUGGAAACCAAGGUCCCAGGGUGUGGAGGAAGAAUGGAGAAGCACACAAUCCAAGAUGCUUGAAGUCCAGUGUGAAGUUUCCUCAGUCCAUGUUAGUUUGGGGAGCCAUGUCGUCUGCUUGUCCACUGUGUCCAGAGUCAACACAGCUGUCUAUCAGGAGAUUUUUGAACACCAAAUGGUUCCUUCAGCAGACAAGCUUUAUGGAGGUGCUGACUUCAUUUUCCAACAGUACAUGUCACACACCCAAACAGCCGUAAGUACCAAAACCUGGUUAAAUGACCAUUGGAUAACUAUGCUUGAUUGCCACGCUGCAUUGAGGCAGUAAUUCAUGCAAAAGGGGCCCAAACAGAGUACUAAGUACAUAUGCAAGAUUAGACUUUUCAGAGGGCCAGUAUUUCUCUAUUUAAAAGCCCCUUUCUAUUAAUUGUAUGUAAUAUUCUAAUUUUCUGAGGUUUUCAAUUCGAGGUUUAUAUAAGCUGUAAGCCAUAACCAUCAAAAUUCUAUCAAAUGAAGGCUUGAAAAAUCUUGAGUUGCAUGUUAUGAGCCUGUGUCAUAUAUUCAUUUCAUCUUGUAAAUCUAAUUGCUGGAGUAAACGAACUUUGCACAACAUUCUAAUUUUUUUAGUUUCACUUGUAUAAAUAUCAACUGUUUGCAACUGUUUUUCUGCCAAAUAAAAGACUGAUGGGUGAAGUUUAAAGCUUGUUAGAAACAAAAAACAUGAUGGUAAUGAGUUUUUAAUAUCUUUGGGAAACUUUCAUUUUGAUUAAUUUCACAUCAGAGUCGCAUUUUCUCUGUUUUUUUUUUCAACAGAACGCCUCUCUGCACCAGUUUGAAGAGCAGCCAGUCGAGAAACUCUUCCCUGAGCUUCAGCACUUACCAAGCAAGUAAGUCUGAUUCCCUCUGGCUCUUUUGGCUUUGUAUUUAUUAUUAUAUGGUACAACCCAUUUUCAAAGAAAGCUGGAAGGCUGGAUAAAAUGUUGGUUAAAACAGGAUUUGAUAAUUGCAGAUAAUGAAAAGCCUGUACUCAAUUGAUCGUAGCGCAAUGGUAACAUAUCAAAUGUUGAAACUGAACACUAACUACAAGUUUCAAAAAAGUUUGGAUGGAUGUUUGUCAACUUUUAAAAACACUAAGCAAAUGUUUGGGAACUCUGAAGACCAGUUUCUGUUUCCCUGAAAAAGUCAUUUUCAGGGAAGCAGAUGUUGCUCCUAAACCUGUAGAUAUUGUUCUGCAUUAGUGGUGCCUUUACAGAUGUAAAAGAUACCCAUGGUAUGGAGUCUGAUGAUCUCUAAACCAUUAGGGAUGCUAGAAUUGAACUGUUCGCUAUGAACAAGCUGAAUGGUCUCUCUCCUCUUUAGAGUUAGAGAUGUACAGUCCGCGAUUUUCAAAGGAGUGCCAAACGGCAGUUUUCCUUUGCUAUUCAGUUCAUCUUAACUGAAUUUAUAAACAUUUUCCUCUCUAAAUUAUACUGUUUAAACCUCAUUUGUGGAUGCAGCAACAAACCCUGUAUGUACAGUGUACAGUGUAUUUUUUAGGUGAUUUCCACCACAGAGUCCCGUCUGUUUUUAAUAUAGUGCUGCCUGAGAUUCUCAGAUUUCUCCAGAUUCUAUGAAUCUUUUAAUGGUUUUGUAAGUCAGAUCACAAUGGUUAAGGUUGUAUGCCCUAUUUUACUGUUAUGUGUUACGUGUUGUAGAAUAUAGCAGGUGAUUGGUUCGUGAGAGUCCCAUGCACACGCAUGAGGACAUAGCGAGAUUCGCGCUAUAUGUGUGUUCAGUUUAUCGUUGGAUGUUGAAGGGUUCUCACUGCUCAUUGCAUGGACAUGCUAGUUAGCUGUCUGUGCCCGAGUCAGAGGCCCUAACCCAACUAAAAAUGUAUUUCCUGUAUCUGUUGUACUUAUAAAUCUGUACUUACCAGCUUAAGUUUAGUAAAAGUUGCAAACGAAGAGUCUUUAUUGUGCCAAGUGCUUUCAACCUACACACGUAGGAUCACAAAUCAUCAUCAAGGUCAGAGCACAAAAAUAUGUGCUCUCUUGGUGGAGCAGCUCACCCACCGCUUUGGAAGAAAGGACCCUAUAGUUACGCAACCAACUUGCAACAGAUGCUUUCCUGAAGGGUCUAAGAAACCAAAAGGUGGCCUAUGAAGUCAUGAACAGAGAUCCAUGCUCCCUUGCAGAGCCUCAGCAGAGUGUAGAAGCCCAGGAACGUAACUUCAGAGCCACUGUGAGGCGUGAGUCUAAAACAAAGAACAGAACUAGGCGUGCUUUUUGGGCCAGUAACGGUGACGCCUGCGUAGGCCUGGACGAUAUAGAAAAAAAGCAUAUCGAUAAAAAAUAAAUCAUAUUGAUCGAUAUCGAUAAUUAUCGAUAUAAUUAUUAUAAUUAUUUAACAUAUAUUUUAAUUGCAGCCCUGGAUGUUUUAUGCUAUUGCUUAAUGACCUACUUUUAAUAAAGAACACAUAAGCACUGAAAUCAAAUUCAAACCUUUAUUCAACCACCUUUUUAUUUUUUUUUUUACCACAACUGAAAGUUUUUUAAAAAAGAACUUAAAAAAAAAAAAAAAUCAACUUAAGUGGCCUGAGUGACGUCAGUAAAUACUGACAAACAUAAAGACUAAAGUGACCAGAAAAUCUGUUAAAUAAAUAUUUAAAUAGUCUUUUGAUGAAAAUAAACAAAACAAACAAAUAUAUAAAUAAACAGAAUAGCUUUAGGUGGGAAUAGCAUACUACCAGUUUUAACUGUGUGAGAAACUGCCCACAGCCUGGUGUCUGAACACUGAAAUAUUUCUCCCGGGGUCGGGAGAUUUAUUUUUUUUAAUUAUCAUGUGAUUGACUUAAUACGCAAACUGAGCACGAGAAGCAGGACUUAUCCACGCCGGUGUUGUGUCGUAGAAUGCACCCCUGCCGAACGCACCCCCUGCUAGUAGCCAUGAUCCAAAUACUCGCGUCUUUAUAAAAUGUGAGCUCAUUUUCUUCCACUUUAAGAAGCUAAUGAGUGGACAGGAUGCAGGGGUGCAUUCUACAGCACAACACCGGAACGUAUUUCCUCCGCACCCUUCUCAGCUUUUCAACCCCUGACCCGUUUUCAUGCCUGAAGCGCUGUGUUUGAGAAAUACUUGCGGCCGGGCACUUCAUAUCGCGGGUCAAGAGUGGCUAGAAGCUGGUCUAAGCCAGGCUUUUCAACGGUAGUUAUUGGCAGUAUGUCCCUCGCUAUGGAGCAUGUCACUGCAUGGGUGAUGUCCUUAUGCCGCUUGGACGCUUUGUCGUAUUUUGGCAAGAAACGAAGUCCAGUUUGGUCUGCUUCACUUGCUUUGUGCUGGCAGCGGUUCCAGAGGAUUCCUCCGACGACGACGUGGAGUCGCGGCGCGGCCGACACAGCUCGUACUCCUGCGGGUGCGAUCGGUUUAGAUGGUAGAACAAGUUGGUUGUGUUACCAGACUUGGUUUUUACUAAUUCUCUGCAAAUUUUGCAAACGACCGCUGUUCGCUUUUUGUCAGACUUGUAAAAACCAAAACAUUGCCAUGCUGGUGAACUACUGAAACCUUUUUUCGGGACAAUUUCCUCCGCUUCUCCUUGCUGUAACAUUAUUUCUAAUACACGUGCUGUCUGUUGUGGUUUGAGAGGGGCUGGGCUUGGUGCCGUAGCGUACCUGGGUCUGCGUUUGUGAUUGGUUGGGAGGAAGUAAUGACUGUAGUAAAAGCUACAUGAUAGGCUAUGAUGAAAAAGAAAGGGAAACUGUGUUUUUCUAUCGAACUUUUUAUCGACCCGUUUUUUUUCUAUCGCACCACACGUCUAUCGAUCGAUAUAUAUUGUUAUCGAAUUAUCGUCCAGCACUACGCCUGCGAGGAUAUCACUGCUUCAGCUCGCAGGGUGCAGACUCCACAGUAUGUGACAACAGAUCAGUUCACUGCACUAACAGACCAAGUCAAGACCCCUGUUCAUACAGUAGAGAAGCUACAGCUGCAGUUUGAACACUUCCAGUCCACCUACAAUCAACAUCAGCAGACUAGAAUGACAACACAACUACCCCCAAUGCUGGAGAGGAGGCCGAACCUAUUUCAAGUGCAGCCCAACCAAACAUGCUCCCAAGUCUCCAAGCCCAACCAUUGGGACAGUUGGUCCAUGUUUCAAAUGUAGAAGAUCUGGACACUUAAGGAAGGAUUGCAUGAGGUCAUCAAGUUCAACAAGUGCAUGCAACCAUAAUGGCGAGGACAUAGGCCAACGAUUGCAAUCAGGAGCAUCACUAAACUCAGAUAACCAACCACAGGGACUUCAGAAUGGCUGUACCAAAACAAACAAACAAAGGUGAGAGUCUGUAGAUUCCAGUGACUGUGAAUGGACACUGAGGCUCGGACAACUACUCACUUGUAUCGUUCAGUUAAGGGUGGGGUGGGCAGGAUCUGAGAAAGUGCCAGUUUUUGGGAGGAUUCUUGAAUGUAAACUCUACCCCUCCCAACCAGUUUUUCCCUCAUCUCCUCCUCUCCCCUGCCUCUCUGCUCCAGCAAGCCCCGCCCACAAACAGACGCUCCUGCUCGCUCGUAUUGUUUUAAUUAAACUCAGAUAGAAUGCCGACAAAAACUUAAGAUGUUUACAAAUGGGGCCCAGUCAAUGUGAAAGUAAAAAGCAUUGGUGCUACAGUUGAUGCCCACAGACUAGUCUCCGUUAUUUACUUUGUUUUCUUGCUUGUGUUGGCAGUCAUGGCCAAAGGAGGAUUCAGACAAUUUCCUUACUUUCUGGUUGGUUUACAGUGCAUCUGGAAAGUAUUCAUACCACUUCACUUUUUCCACAUUUUGUUAUGUUACAGCCUUAUUCCAAAAUGGAUUAAAUUCAUUUUUUCCCUCAAAAAUUCUACACAAAAUACCCCAUAAUGACAAAGCUAAAAACUUUUUUUUAGAACAUUUUGCAAAUUUAUUAAAAAUAAGACACUCAAAUGUUGCAUAUACGUAAGUAUUCACACCCUUUGCUAUCAAACACAAAAUUGAGCUCAGGUGCAUCCUGUUUUCACUGAUCAGCCUUGAAAUGUUCCUCCAACUUGAUUGCAGUCCACCUGUGGCAAAUUCAGCUGAUUGGACAUGAUUUGGAAAGCCACACCUGUCUAUAUAAGAUCCCACAGCUGACAGAGCACGACAGAGCACAAACCAAGCCAUGAAGUCAAAAGAAUUGUCUGUAGACCUCUUAAACAGGGUUGUAUCAGCACACAGAUGUGGGGAAGGUUACAGAAAAAUAUCUGCUGUAUUGAAGAUCCCAAAAAGCACAGUGGUCUCCAUUAUUAAGAAAUGGAAGACGUUUGGAACCAUCAGGACUCUUCCUAGAGAAGGGCCUUGGUCAGGGAUGUGACCAAGCACCCGAUGGUCACUCUGACAGAGCUCCAGCGUUCCUCUGAGGAGAUGGGAGAACCCUACAGAAGGACCACCAUCUCUGCAGCACUCCACUAGUCAGGCAUUUAUGGUAGAGUGGCCAGACAGAAGCCACUCCUCAUUAAAAAGCACAUGACAGCCCGCUUGGAAUUUGCUAGAAGGCAUCUGAAGGACUCAAAGACCAGGAGAAACAAAAUUCUCUGGUCUGAUGAAAUGUAGAUCGAACUCUUUGGCCUGAAUGCCAAGCGUCAUGUCUGGGGGAAACCAGGUACCAUCCCUACAGUGAAGCAUGGUGGUGGCAGCAUCAUGCUGUGGGGAUGUUUAUCAGCGGCAGGAACUGGGAGACUUGUCAGGAUCGAGGGAAAAAUGAAUGCAGCUAAGUACAUCGAAAUCCUUGAUGAAAACCUGCUCCAAGUGCUGAUGUGUAUAUAUAUAUGUAUAUACAUAUAUGUAUAUACUAGGCCUGCACGAUAUAUCGUUUGACUAUCGUCAUCGCGAUGUACGUGUGUGCGAUAGUCACAUCGCAGAGCCUGCGAUAUUGGAGGUGAAUGAACUCAUUUAAUUUCAAGGGUAACCGACUGAGAUACACUCCAUGUGACUCUGCAUGUGCUGUGCAGCGAUCCACCAAUCACCUUCGUCCUUAACUCAGUUGCCAAUCAGACUCACUUCUCAGUUGCCAAUCAGACUACCCUGCCAGCUGUCAAUCAAAAUCAGGGAGGAGAAAACCCACCCCUGCACAUGUUCUGCACAUGGAGGGAGACGUGUGUCCGCUGAGAAUUACUUUCGGAACUUUACUCAUGACUAUUAAGCCCAACAAAUAAGAACUGUAUGGGUUUUAAAUUGUACAUUUCCGUGGACCACUCUACUAUAAGCGGUGCGCGUUUUGCGAGGUGCAUGCAAUUCUCGGAAGACAUGCGUUUCUCGGCACAACACCGCUAACAACAACAACAACGAUUACAAAAUGAACAACGAACAAGAGAAAACCACCGAAAAUGAAGAUUUGUUGCCAAAAAGAAAAGGAAAGUCAGUUAUCUGGAAUUAUUUCGGUUAAAAGAAGGAUGAUGGCGACCAAAACACGUGUUCUGUGUUCAUCUGUCGCCACAAGAACGUCCCAGCACAAUAAAAGCUAAAAAUAUCUCUGAGACAGACAGAAGCCAUUCUACUAACAUUCACAAAAAGAGGUAAGAUCAGUGCAGGUUAACUGUCCUCAAGAUUUCAGCAGUGCAGCAUAACAUUAAGUGCUAUUCAGGUCAUCUGGUGAAAAUUCCUGUAUUUUUAAUAUCACAAUAUAUAUCGAAGGGUUGAAGUAAAUCGCAAUAUUAUUUUUUUCCAAUAUCGUGCAGCCUUAGUAUAUACAUAUAUAUAUAUACAUAUAUGUAUAUAUGUAUAUGUAUAUAUGUGUAUAUACAUAUAUGUAUAUAUGUAAAUAUAUAUAUAUAUAUAUUUUUGUAUGAAUGAAAAAUCUGAUUACUGAUUAAUCAGCCGAUUCUUUAAAAGUUUUUAUGAAGUUUUAAAAUUUUGUUAAUUUAAGUAAUAUAUCUAUAUAUUUACUUGUAUUUUUUUAACAAAUGGCUGCUUUUGGCCAGAAAACCGUUUUUAUUUCUAAAACAACUGAAAAAGAAUUAGGUAUUUUGUGUAAAGAAUCUGUCAAGUUAUAUAUGGGCCAUUUUUAAACCCAGAGCCUACAUUAAGCAACUUUCAUAGUUGUGUUCACAUAGUAUGACUUACACUACACCCCUGGCUAUAUAUUUUAACUGUAAUAAAGAUGAUAAACAGAUUCUUUUCAGCUUGUUAUUCAGACUGUUAUGGGUUGAUAUGAUGUCAUAUACAAGACCGGACUGUGUUCAAUUGAUGGCAGAAAUGUUGCAGAGACAAGAUAUUUCUGAUGUCCGAUUAUUUGCAUACUAAGAACACAUUGGAGUGGAUGAUGCUGUCCUCUACAUGCUUCACUGUGCCCUGUCUCAUCUGGAGGAACCUGGGGUUUAUGUGAGGAUCAUGUUCUUAGACUUUUCAAGUGCAUUCAACACCAUCCAACCUACCAUACUCAAAGACAAGCUCACAGAGAUGGGAGUGGAUCCUUCCUGUGUUUCCUGGAUCACAGAUUACAUGACAGGAAGGCCACAGUUUGUCAGGCUGGGGAACUGUGUUGCUGGGACAUUAAUGAGCAGUACAGGGGCUCCACAAGGGACAGUGCUGGCGCCAUUUCUGUUCACACUGCAUACGUCAGACUUCAAAUACAGUACUGAGUCCUGCCACAUCCAGAAACACUCAGAUGACACCGCUAUUGUGGCAUGUAUCAGAAAUGAACAAGAAGCUAAACACAGGGAUCUGAUAAGAGCCUUCAGUGAUUGGUGUCACAAAAACUGCCGCCUCCUCAACACCUCAAAGACAAAGGAGAUGGUCAUAGACUUCCGUAGAUCGUAACCACCUCUUCAGCCAGUCUAAAUGAAGCCUGGGAAAUGAGAGACUGCCCUGUUACUCCCCUAUUCAAUUUUACACCUGUGUCUACUGCCCAUGUCUUUGGUGCCAUUUUUAACUUAAGUAUAAAAACUAAGAAGGUUCCCAAAGUCUGGAAGUUGGCCUUUGUGGUCCCGCUUCUGAAGGGUGGUGACCCUUCAGAGGUAAAUAACUACAGGCCAAUUUUCAAAUUGUGUCCUUGCAAAAAUGUUUGAAAAGAACAUUAGUGAGCAUAAAAAGUGUUUUUAGAGUCUGGUUUUAGAAAGCAGCACAAUACUGUUACUGCUGCCUUGAAGGUUUAAAAUGAUAUUAUUCAGUUUUUAGAUUGUAAAGAUUAUUGCGUGGCAAUUUUAUUGACUUGUCAAGGGCAUUUGGUUCUGUUGAUCACGCACUUUUAGUUAAUGCGCUGCAUAAGAUCGGCAUCUCAAGCCAGGCAUCCACCUGGUUUUUAGAUUACUUAUCUAACAAAACGCAGUGUGUCCAAUUGACUGGUUCAUCCUCUUCUUUUCUCAACAUCACAAAAUACCUCAAGGAUCAAUUCUAGGACCAAUUUUGUUUAAUAUUUAUAUUAACAAUCUGUGUGACAAUUUAUCAAAUGUCAUCAUUUUUAUGCUGAUGACACGUUAUUUAUUGCAGCUCAACCUCUCUUGCUCAGGCUCUAAAGUUUUUACGAACAGCUUUUAAUUCUGUUCAGGCUCAGCUAUCACUGAAAUUGGUUUUACAUGCAGAGAAAACUAAAAUUAUGUUUUUUUUCUCACAGGCAUGAGAUAGCAGAGCAAGUCAAGGCAAUUACAUCAAUCAAUGGCACGCAGAUAAAGAUGGUUAUUUAUUUUAAGUAUUCGGGUUUUCUACUCGACCAGGAGCUAUAUGGCGCUGAUGGCGAAACUGGGAUUUUAUUAUCAAAAUAAAUCCAGUUUCUUCCUAAGAGCUCGGAAAUAUCUUGUCUCUGCAACAUUUCUGCCAUCAAUUGAACACAGUCCGGUCUUGUAUAUGACAUCAUAUCAAAUGUCACUGUGCAUUAGACACUGUCUAUCAUUGUGCACUACGUUUUGUGACUGGUUGUGGUCGCCUCACUUACCAAUGUGAGCUAAAUGCCAAAGUUGAGUGGUCCUCCUUGAGCUCCAGGAGGUACACCCAUUGGAUGUUGUUGAUUUAUAAGUCUCUCCUUGGACUGGUCCCUUCCUACCUCUGCUCUCUUCUGCAGAAAUCAAGAAGUGCCUAUGCCUUACGGUCUUGUGCAGCUUUUCAUUUAAAUGUGCCCAGAGACCGAACUGAAUUGGGGAAACAGGCUUUUUGUUAUGCUGUACAUCCUGGAACACUACAAACAGAGCUGAAAAUGCCAGAACUGGUUUUUAUUGAAAUAUUUUCGUUCCAUUUUAUUUGCUAAGCAACAAGAAUCCUAUGAACAACACCUGUGUUUUCAAAUUUUAAUUGUCCCAAAAUGUUUGUUGCACUUCAACCGUGAAUUUGUUGUUGGUUCCCUUAUAUUUAUUAUGAGGCGUGCUGCUGAACUCUUGGCCAGGUCACCCUUGUAAAUGAGAUCAUGAUCUCAGUGGGAUUUUACCUGGUUGAAUAAAGGUUCAAUAAAAAAACAAAUAAAACUCUCAUGACUUUUCUGCUUAAUUUAGUGAACUUAAUUCUCAAAUCUUGAGUGAAACACACGGUCCUGUUUUCCCCCCCUGCAGUGUGCUGUGGUUGGAUGUGUUGAGUAUUUCUGGUGAGAGGCGACUCUCUGCAUUCGGCUGUCAGAACGGCUGCGUUGGACUGGCUCUUGUCGACCAGACACAGCGAGGUGAGAAGGAAGACAAAAAUCUGUUGUAUCUCGUCUGUCUGGGAUAUGUAGAUGCAGAAGGAGGCUUCGUGACACUGGCUCGUUUGUAUAAUAGGAAUUUAUUUCAAAGACAACACCAGUAUCAGAACAGCACUGCAGUUGUUGAGAGGACUGUCAGUGAUGUCCAGCUCUCCCAAACCUGAGUUUGGGAUCAUGUUAUAUAGGGUUAGAGGUUUUAGGUUCUCCUACAUCCUCUGUUUAUCUUUAAGUUAUAUUUCUUUACCAUCUGCUUUACACCUAUCUGACCUGUGACCAGCAAACCCGCAACAGCCAGGAUGUCUGGACCAUGUACCAUAAAAGAGAUCCAAUGCCCACACUUCACCAUUUGCUUAUCUCAGGCUAUCCCUGGGAAAUGCUUUAAUGCGUUGCAUGUUGGUGCUGUACUCCAGAUACCACACAGCUCUUCUAUUUAAAAAAAAUAAUGAGUUGGAAUAGAAUUAACAGCGUCACUGAUCAAACUCGCAAACAUUUACUCAGUCCUCUAUGUCUAAAAUAGUUUCAGAGUUUGUGGUUGGUAUCAACAUGUUGUUUACAAUCCACAAACUAAAUUUAACGAACUGAGUUUUCCUUUUUUUCUCUAAACUAUCACACAUAAAUACCUUGAGGACUCAAAGUAUAUCCAGUAUUUUAGAGAGUUUAUGCAAGAAACAGCAAAAUGUUUUUAUAAGUGAAAAAAAGUACAACUUUGAAACAGUUCAAAACAAACACAGACUCUCUUUUCCAUGCUUUCUUUUUUUACUGGGCAAUUGUGUUGCUUAUUAAGACUCUUUGGCCUUAAACAUGUAAAAAAAACCGCAGUGUGCAGCUAAUUACUUGGAUUGACACCUACCUGCCACCAUAAAAUAACUACAGUAAUAGUCAGGCUUGCUGUCUUUGCAUAAUCUUUAAUUCAUAAAAAAGACAUAAAUAUUCAUUUCAGUUGGUUUAAUUACCAGCUCCAAAACUCUGCAUUAGAUGCUUUAAAACAAGUCAGAAAAUCUUUCAGUUGUCUGUAUAGGUUCUCAAUCAUCCAGGUAGUGGUUAUCCAAUUCUUUUGUGAAACGGCAACUGGGAAAUGCUGAUGGGCUUUUUGAACUCACAUCAUGCAGAUUUGUCUCUCAAGAUUAAGCAUUUGCAGAUUGUCAACUGAGUCUGCAUGUGCAUACAAAUGUGCAUACAAAUGUGCUACAAUCAAACAAGAGCUAGAAAUUGGAAAUACAGAUUAAUUUUAUGUCAAAAACCCCUUAUCAAUGGGAUCAUUAGUAGACAGGAAGAUACUUUAAUGAUUUUUUUACAUUUUGCCUGUUCUGUUUCAGAGGUUUUGCAGAACUGGAGGUUCCAGUUUGACAGUCCAGUCUCUACAGUGAAACUUUUUCCUCUAAGCUGCCAAAAUAAACAAGGAGAGAAAAGUAAGCAACUCUUUUUGACUUUUUUUAGUUAAUUGUGGACGCACAUUUUUGGGCUUUGGCCAGGAUUUGCUUCAGACUUAAUGCCUGUGUCUGGUCUGUUUUAGGUGUGGAAAUUGAAAGCUACAACCUGCUGGUAACAAGUACAAUAGAAAUGGCUGUUGUCUACAGGUAAGAAUUAGAUUACUUCAGAACAGUUGUUACUUUGUUUUUAGUAUUUUUCCAAGUCUGAGUUUAGUACACUGGCCCUCAUUUAUCAAUCUUGCAUGGAACUGAACGUAGAUCUGGUCGCAGGAUUCAUUGUACGAUAGGACAAGCAUGAGAUUUAUGAAGGGGUUCAUAUCUGACCAAUCUCAGUGACAAAUGAUUGGUUCUAGAUAGAUAUGGAGGCUGAAAUCAAUCGUCAUUAACAUGUCACGCCCUUAAAUAUUUGUGGUUCAGGUCAAACAUGGAGAGGAGAAAUAUUAGAAAGAUGCAAAACUUUUCAGAGCUGAAUGUGGAUACCCUCAUGUCUAAGUUUGAGACUAACAAGGAUGUGCUCUUUGGAAGCAUAAAAACUGGUAUAAAAAGAGUUCAGAAAAACCCUGUCUGGAGCAGGAUUACGGUGGCGGUGAACAGUGUUGCCACAGAAUAGUAGACACUGGCUGAAGUUUGAAUAAAUCAUUAUAAAUAAGUAGCCCAUGGUGACAAAUUAUCUUAUACAUGCCUCAUAUUUUUCAUUGCCGUGACAUAAGUUGCUGCUGUUAUUAAAAGUAUUUAGUUUUAAUUUGUUGCUUCUUUAUUAUGAAGAGAGAACUGGAGAUUCCGACAGAGGCUUCAAUAUAUUUACUAAAAAAUUGCAUUUCCUUGCAGAAAAUGUGAGGAAAUGCUGAGUGCUGAAAAAGCAAUGUAAAACUGCUAAAAAAAAUGGAGAAAGGUAUAAAUGUAAAAAUGUUGAAGAGGGGAAGAAGAAGAAAUAUAAGUUGUAUGAAUGUGAACAUUAUUGAAGUAAAGGUAGGAUAAAUGUGCUACUUAAGUUGAAAUUGCAUUCAUGUAGAAAGAGGCUGAAAAAAUGUCUGAAAUUACACAAAAUUUGUAUAAAGAAGAGAAUUACCUUAAAAUGCAGGAAAGUAACAAGUGGCAUAAGUUAAAGUAGUAGUACGCAUAAUAGUAUGAAUAUGAGUAGUAGUGGAAGUGACAUUAGUAGUUAUAGAAGUAGUAGUCGUAGUUUUAGAAAAGAAGAAGGAGAGGUCACAGUAGUCACUAGUAGUAGUAGUGUGUGUGCGUGUAGGUUUCACAGGAAGAGACUUAAGAACACGGUCAAAGUGUGUGUGUGUGUGUGUGUGUGUGUGUGUGUGUGUGUAGGUCUCAAAGGCAGAAAUAGAUUCAGGUACACAGGGUCAGAGUGUGUGUGUUAGCGCUUUAGGCAGCAUGGCCAAACUUCCCCAUUGAUUUCUAUAGUAUAAAUUUUAGCACAAAAAGUGAAAUACUACUAAAAGUAUAAAGGUUAGAAAGGUGAAAAAAUACAACAGCACUGGCCCUGAAGGAGUGAAAUAGUAUAAAGGUUGAAUGGUAGAAAUAUCACAAAGUGGAAAGGAGCUAAAAACAGCCAAAUAUUGGUGGAAGAAUAAUAAUAACUAGAAAAUUGCAUUCCCUUACAGAAAAUGUGUGGAAAUGCUGACAGCUGAAAAAGCCAAGCAGAAGUGCUAAAAAGGAGAGGAGUAUGAAUGGAAAAACUGUUUAAAGGGUGGAGUAGAAGAAGAAGAAGAAAUUGUUGCAUGAAUGUAAAACAUGCAGAAUAGCUAAAUGAAAAAAAAAAUUUGUAUGACUUAUGUGAAUAAACAGAAAUGAUUAUCAAUAUAAGUGAUUUGGAAAAACAAAAGCCUAAACAUUAAUUAUAGCAAUGUUCCUAUUCAGUGUACAAAUAGUAAAAAGAUGUUUGCACUCUGCAGCAUCUAACCAUUUUAACUUGUGAAGGCAUAACAGCACCAUCUACAAGCGUGCUUCAGUUACUGCCUUACAUACGAAUGUAAAAAGUAUUAAAGAGCUAAAGUUAAAGUAGUUGUAUGAAUUCCGAAACUAAAGAAAAGCAGAAGAGAAGAAUAAGAAAUAGUAUGUAUGUUAAAACAGUCAAAGACCUGAGCUUUAACAACAUAGUAAAAAUGCGGGUGUAGCUCUCAUAGACAGAAAGACAGUACUGUACACACAUGGUAACAGUGUGUGCGUGCGUGCGCGCACCUGAGCCUGUGUCCAGUGAAUCAAAGCACACAGCCCAUGAGAAGAGCUUCCAAUGCGAAUGAGGCAGAAACCGUCUGAACUCCUUCCCCUAGCGCAAUUUCCUUAACUUUUAUCAUGAAAGUACGGUAGAAAUCCUAAGAGUCUCGUGAAGACGAUGCAUUUUUCAUUUACAUAGUGUAUAAAAUGUGGCCACAACAGCGAGUUAAAAACAGCAUCGCUGUAGUGAUUUUCAGGGUUCCCUGGCCGAAAUUUAACAUGAGCGUUAGUGGGCAGAACGUCUGCACACCUUGGAAAACUACUCACCUCCUGUCAAAGUGGUACAAUUUGAUGACUUAAGACCGCUCUUUGUGAGAAGCAGGACUAAUUUAUCUACAGUUUGAUGUAUUUUUUAUGUCUGUGGAGUGAAAAUUGUUGGCAUGGGAGCAAAAUAUUCAUGCUAGCUGUAGUCAGUCUGAAAUUAUCUCCCGCUCUAGAAUUUCCAGUACACAUUUGUUGUAAAGGCUGGAAAGGGCAGAAAAGUUUGUGUUGCUGAAAGCUAAAUUGUGCAAAAACAGUAGGAGGUAGUACAAAGAAGUGUGUACAACAAUUGUAGCAGACAACAUUGUGAACAUUUUCAAGAAAAAAUGAGGUAUUGUUGUAGAAAGUCCAGCAUAAACAAUGCACAGGAGACAGGAUGAGAUCUGAAGAACAGCCUGGGGCGUCUUUAAUAGUACAGAUGUAGAAAUCAGUACAGAUGACAAACAGAGUCUCGACCAAGACCGAAGGAAGCCUCUCUAGCUUUUCUUCUACUCCCUUUUAUCCUGUGUGUGUGUGUGUGUGUGUGUGUGUGUGUGUGUGUGUGUGUGUGUGUGUGUGUGUGUGUGUGUGUGUGUGUGUGUGUGUGUGUGUGUGUGUGUGUGUGUGUGUGUAUGUGUAUUCUCCAGAAGGCCCCUCAUGAUGUCAUAUCUGCCCCACGACACUUUGUUUAGGUUAGUCUUGACCCUGGCAGAGAUUACAUGUUCCAACAGACAGAUAGUUUGGGCUCCUGCAAGACAGCCUUGCUUACAAUCUCAUGGUCGUGGGGCUGCAGGAGCAGGCCAAUCUAAAUUAUUUGUAGCUUCUUACUAAAAGAUAAUUACUCUACAUUUCUUAACCUAAAUGUAUGAAGAGAUUCCCCUACACAGUCCCCCCUUUGAAAGUUCUUACUUUCAUAAAAACCUAAUCAUCAUAUCAAACACUAAACAUCCUUACGUGAUUAAAAUAGAACCUGUUCACUAAUUUCUAAAUCCUAUGUGUACGAUUUGCUGCAUCUAAGACUUCAUAAUACCACAUGAAACAAAAAUCAAUACCAUAGCUAGGAUCAUUUCAAAUUAUAUCAGCGCGUAAGACUGAAAACCCUGCUCGGCUGUUUCAGCAGGGAAAGAAUCUUGCGGCCCCGCGCCCUGACGACCAUCCAUUUCCUGGAUGCGUUGACAUAAUUUCAUUUGCAUAGAAGAAGUGUCAACUUCUGAUAAUACCAUUACAUUACAUUGUAGCAACCUGCGACAAACCCCUUGAUUAAUAUGUGAUUAACCCCUUGAUUAAUGUGUGAUUAGUGUAGUCCUUUAACUCUGCAAAUGAAACAUGUUCAGUUCAAUAUCUCCAGCUCACUGGAUAUGUUGUUUGUGUUGCUCAAAGUCCAUUGCUCUUCUUCUUCUCCUUCAAAGUCCAGGAACCGUUCAGGUCCCUCAGUCCCUCCUUGAUUAAUCACACACUGUGCCAGCUGUUUUGGUGGCAUUUCCUGUAGUUCAUGGGCCAGUGUUAGGUCCACUUUAAGUCCCAUCUCCUCCGUCAGCUUCCAACAAUGUCUCCAAAGGAUGUGUACGAUGCGACAUGUGAGAAAGGAAAUCAGAAUUAGGGCUAUCGCAGCACUCAUGGCUGGGCCAAAACGGCUCUCAUUCAUCUAAAAUUUGGACCACCCAGUCCAUUAACAGGCCCCCCUUACCAGCAUUCUCCCGCAUUUCCACUUUAAACUUUUCUUUACCCUUCAUAGCUUUAGAAAAACCUCCCCCAGGGGCUUGUUUUGUUAGAAAUGUAUCUGCAACAGUACUUUCCAAACUUUUAAGACACAUCUUGUCUCUUCAAAUACCCAAUUUAAUGCUUGUCUGUAUUGACAUGUUACUGGACUUGUUACAUGUAAAUAUCCUUUAAUCUAAACAUCUUCGCUGAAUAAUUAACAAAUCAAAUCAAACAAUAAUUUCUUUCACAUAAUUGCUUAACUUUAGGUUAAAAAAAACAAAAAACAAUUCUUCUCUUAUUUGUAAAAAAAACUGGCAUGGGUUCUAGCUCUGUCUGGAGUGGUGUGGAUUGUGUUUUGGGUUGCAUCGUACUCACCCGCGAUAACAAUGUCUCCCACUUCUUCUUCUCACAGCUGUACUGGCACCAGUUUGACCUUCACCCUCAUUGUUGUCAUCAGUCUCUCUCUCGGUCUCUCUCCACACAUUGUCCCUCAGCAGCAACACCAGGAAAACAGUUACUUUCAGGACGAGUGCUACAGUCAUUCUGGGAGUGUCUCUUAUCAAGUCAUACUUCCCUUGUUUUUCUGGGCAGUCAGUGGUAGAUGACGCCACAUCAUAUUGCCCUCUUCCUGCACUGAAGUAGAGUUCACCAGGACCACAGUGUUCAGGUCUUCUCCUCGUUCUUUGUGCCACCCUCCUCAAAGGACGUUGAUGUAUACCUGGUGCUCUGGCUCGACUGGCCUCCACCUCUUGACUGGGAUCAGAUUUUGGCACUCCUCCUGCUAAUCGAUAGAUCUUUGCAUCGUAGUUAGCUGCCUCAUAUAUUUAAUUCACUAAUUUUCAGCUGCUCAAGCGAAAAGCUUAAUUGUUUAGCCGCAGUAAAGCAUAGCUCUGUAGGUUAGAAAUUCAUGCAGUGAAAGAUUUAUCACCGUGCUUUUGAUUGUGAAAGCUCAUAAGCGCAAGUAGCAAAACAUCUUUCUAUAGGUUAGUGUUAGUGCAAAUUCUCUGAUCUGAUAUUUACUUGAGAGAUUAACUUUCUUCCCCAAAAUGAUGUACCAAAUCAUGCAGUGACAGAUUUAUUUUGACUCCAAGAUCUUUUGAUGAUGUUGCUUCCAUCCAUCGACUGAACCCGUCAUCAUUACAAACAUGUAACAUAUCCCUUGGCAGUUUUAAUCAUGUCCACAUUGUCUAUGAAUAGAUUUCUAAAAGCGUCUCUCUGGAACUGGAAAAGUGUCCCGCUACUGUUUUAUUGUUCUCUUCAAUUCAUCUAAAAAACACAUAUCACAAUGACCCAAAAGUUUAUCAACUAUUGUCAGCAUAUUCUAAAAAUCUCAUGUUUUAAUUGUCUCAUUAUCUCCCCCCUUGCACAGUGUGAAUCACUGUGAAAGUCAGAUCCUAAGUUCGCUUGUUAAUACUAUUGACCCCUUAUUGACCCCUGAUAGCUUCCCAUUACUUUUACUUUUACACUAGGUGGCACAUCUGUGAGGAGUGUAUGCGGAUUCAGCACAGCUGUAUUUAGAUUUAUCAUUAUAAAACUAACAGAAUAGAAAUGUUACAAUGUUAAUGUCACGAUAUUCACUUAAAACUAUAAAUCAUAACUGUCUACGUACACACCUUGCGGUGAGCACCAAAUUUGAAUGUUACUUCUACAUAGGGCUCUUUGGUCUAUAAGGUCAACAGGGUUAAAAUUAAAACUAACAAUUAACUUUUUUCCAUCAUCCACAAAAAUCACACUGUAGUAAGCCACCACUUUCACAUUGUCUGGGCUGGGGCCCCCCACCACAGCUCCAGCCAGAGGCAUCCCUGGUCUGGGCAGUUGUCAAAAAUGUCCGGUAUGAUCACAUCCCCAGCAGGCCUUUAGACGUCACUCGUCCGUCAGAAUUCCACUCUCUCCCCCUGCCGGGAUGUAUCAUCUCUAUGGAGCAGGGUUCUGUCUGAGGAUAAACAUUCACAACAGGUGAUCAAACAGGUUACUGUCACAGGCUUUACUGCAGUUAGCGUCUGCACGGUCUGCAUCACUGGGUCUCUUUUGCAGUGUCCCCCUUAGAGGUGGCUGUUUCAACUUCCGCUGAAUGUUCUUUUCCUGUUCUUUCGGUCUCCGCUCUUCAUCUGGCAGCACCCUCCACAUCACAUCACAAUAUGCAUUGAACUCACUCCCAUCAGUCAUGGGAUUCGUCAUCCAACCUUUUUUUUUUUGCCUUGUGCAGAAACUCCUCCAUCAUCUUAGUUCCCAGCAGUUUAGCCAAGAGUGCUUUCAUGUCUGGUGUAGUCAACAUUUUCCUACAGUUCAUCCUCAAAAACUCGUAUCCAUCUCCCUGCCCCCUGUUCAGUUUGUGGUAGUCUGGCAAUCAACCCAACAAGGUGUGUGGUUUUCCACGGCACAUAGCUAGCCUGUGUGCCCUUUUUAAGAUUGAAAACAUACUAUCAGUGCAUCUUCAGGUGAACAUAAUCUAGGCCAGGGGUGUCAAACUCAACCACAGCAAGGGCCAUAAUCUGGAUUUAGGUCUAACCUCAGGGCCAAACAGGGUCAAAAUUUCGCCAAAACUGUCAAUCUCCUUUUCAAAACAUAUGGGACAAAAAUAGCAAUGAUUUUAAAUCAUUUGGAAAUUCAAAAGAGAUAAAUAAAUAAAAAAAUUAAUAAGUUUAAAGGCAACCUAAGAUAGAAAAAUUUUAGUUUUUAUUCUAUUCUUAUUUAUUAGUUCAAAAGAUCAGAGCAUGAUUAAGAAAAAAAAUAAUAAUCUAAAGUAUAAAAAUGACACAAAUCUAAGUGCUACUAUUUAAAAAACAGUAUUUUGGCAGAAACAGCAGAUGUAUAGAAGCAACCCUUAGAUUUGAAGUUUUUUAGAAGUUUUGCACUUGUGGUACCUCAUUUCUUUUCCCCUUUUUGUAUCUCUUAUACUUUCACAAACAUUAUUUCAGCAGCUUUAACACAGAAAAUUUGUUUAGGAGCAUAAGACGUGUUCACAACAAAAAAAACCAUAAUAUUUAAGCAUAAGCUAAAACCUUCAUAUCAGGAGUGUUCAACAUGAUACUAGGAACAGAACCUCUUUCCCAGGAGUAUUUAACCUUCUAUGUCUCAACUGAUAACAUGUCCGCAAUGAGCACAGUAUUCACAUAAACAACUAUGAAAUAAACACAAGUGAGGAAAGCACAGCAAUCUUUGACUAACAUAACACACACACAGAUGCAGAGUCUGGCUGUGAACACUGCCAGAGAACUUAGUUGACACAGAACAAAACAGACACACACAAACAUCCAAUCAACCCACACACUUCACUUUUUCAUCACACAAUGGUAUACCCUUUCACACGUGUUUGAAGUCGAAGUCAGUCACUGGAGUCAGUCAGCAGUCUUCUAUUUUAAUUCUUGUUUUGAUUUCUUCAAUUUUUCCAAUUUGUGUGAUUUUUUCCAAUUUGUGUGAUUCUUCUACAAUUGGUCAGGAGAUAUGGGACGUGCUUGUUCAAUUGGGAUCCCUGAAUAGGCUUUUCAGCCUAUCCUUAUUGACCUCUUUUUCUAUCUCCUGCUCAUCAAGCCAAUCUGUAUCUGUAAUUUAAGUCCAAUUAUAACACUGAUUUUGUGAGGUCUUUGACAUAUAAAAGAGAUAUAUAUAUAUGUACAUUUCAAAUAUCUACUAUUCCGUCAUUGUACUUAUUCGGCCCUCUAGAGUUCUGGAUCAGAAUUUAUGAGGAAAUAUGCCACUUUCGUUCUCCUUUUGGCUUUUUCUUAAGCCUCAGCGGAACUCCGCAUGACAAAUCCUCCUUUCUAGUGGAGUUUUCCAAAUCCACGUAUGUAUUACGAGAUGAAUCUGCUCGUCCGUCGGCUGCCACCUUUCAGAGCUCAUGAAAGAUGGUCUAAAACUCACAGUUCAACAAUGGACAGACACACUCGUGCCUGCUGCUCCCCUUGUUAUCCCAACAAUUACCCAGAAUCUUUUAUCACCAGGCAUUCAGCCUAAAAAACACAUCACAACCCGGGCCAGGCUGUCUCCCCAAACUACUGGCCAGUGCUUCUCCGCACCCAGUCUAGCUAGUUUCACAUAUGUCCGUCUCGCACAUAUAACAGCUUGAGGUGAUCUCACCCUUUGAAGGAGACGAAGUGCUUCUGCACCCAGCCUAUAGCUUCUCACACAUGUAACAGCCUAUAGCUUCACAUAUAACAAUCUCACACACGUAAGGGCGUGAGGCGGUCACACCCUUUGAAGGAGACGAAGUGCUUCUGCACCCAGCCUAUAGCUUCUCACACAUGUAACAGCCUAUAGCUUCACAUAUGGCAACUCACACAUGUAACAGCCUAUAGCUUCACAUAUGGCAUCUCACACAUGUAACAGCCUAUUGCUUCACAUAUGGCAUCUCACACAUGUAACAGCCUAUAGCUUUACAUAUGGCAUCUCACACAUGUAACAGCCUAUAGCUUCACAUAUGGCAUCUCACACAUGUAACAGCCUAUAGCUUCACAUAUGGCAAUCUCACACAUGUAACAGCCUAUAGCUUCACAUAUGGCAUCUCACACAUGUAACAGCCUAUAGCUUCCCAUAUGGCUUCUCACACAUGUAACGGCCUAUAGCUUCACAUAUGGCAUCUCACACAUGUAACAGCCUAUAGCUUAACAUGGCAUCUCACACAUGUAACAGCCUAUAGCUUCACAUAUGGCAAUCUCACACAUGUAAUAGCCUAUAGCUUCACAUAUGGCAUCUCACACACGUAACAGCCUAUAGCUUCACAUAUGGCAUCUCACACAUGUAACAGCCUAUAGCUUCACAUAUGGCAUCUCACACAUGUAACAGCCUAUAGCUUAACAUGGCAUCUCACACAUGUAACAGCCUAUAGCUUCACAUAUGGCAAUCUCACACAUGUAAUAGCCUAUAGCUUCACAUAUGGCAUCUCACACACGUAACAGCCUAUAGCUUCACAUAUGGCAUCUCACACAUGUAACAGCCUAUAGCUUCACAUAUGGCAUCUCACACAUGUAACAGCCUAUAGCUUAACAUGGCAUCUCACACAUGUAACAGCCUAUAGCUUCACAUAUGACAAUCUUACACAUGUAACAGCCUAUAGCUUCACAUAUGGCAUCUCACACAUGUAACAGCCUAUAGCUUCACAUAUGGCAUCUCACACAUGUAACAGCCUAUAGCUUUACAUAUGGCAUCUCACACCUGUAACAGCCUAUAGCUUUACAUAUGGCAUCUCACACAUGUAACAGCCUAUAGCUUCACAUAUGGCAAUCUCACACAUGUAACAGCCUAUAGCUUCACAUAUGGCAUCUCACACAUGUAACAGCCUAUAGCUUCCCAUAUGGCAUCUCACACAUGUAACAGCCUAUAGCUUCACAUAUGGCAUCUCACACAUGUAAAAGCCUAUAGCUUAACAUGGCAUCUCACACAUGUAACAGCCUAUAGCUUCACAUAUGGCAAUCUCACACAUGUAAUAGCCUAUAGCUUCACAUAUGGCAUCUCACACACGUAACAGCCUAUAGCUUCACAUAUGGCAUCUCACACAUGUAACAGCCUAUAGCUUCACAUAUGGCAUCUCACACAUGUAACAGCCUAUAGCUUCACAUAUGGCAAUCUUACGCAUGUAACAGCCUAUAGCUUCACAUAUGGCAUCUCACACAUGUAACAGCCUAUAGCUUCACAUAUGGCAUCUCACACAUGUAACGGCCUAUAGCUUCCCAUAUGGCAUCUCACACAUGUAACAGCCUAUAGCUUCACAUGGCAUCUCACACAUGUAACAGCCUAUAGCUUCACAUAUGGCAAUCUCACACAUGUAACGGCCUAUAGCUUCACAUUUGGCAUCUCACACAUGUAACAGCCUAUAGCUUCACAUGGCAUCUCACACAUGUAACAGCCUAUAGCUUUACAUAUGGCAUCUCACACAUGUAACAGCCUAUAGCUUUACAUAUGGCAUCUCCGAAUGUAACAGCCUAUAGCUUCACAUAUGGCAUCUCACACAUGUAACAGCCUAUAGCUUUACAUAUGGCAUCUCACACAUGUAACAGCCUAUAGCUUCACAUAUGGCAAUCUCACACAUGUAACGGCCUAUAGCUUCACAUUUGGCAUCUCACACAUGUAACAGCCUAUAGCUUCACAUGGCAUCUCACACAUGUAACAGCCUAUAGCUUUACAUAUGGCAUCUCACACAUGUAACAGCCUAUAGCUUUACAUAUGGCAUCUCCGAAUGUAACAGCCUAUAGCUUCACAUAUGGCAUCUCACACAUGUAACAGCCUAUAGCUUUACAUAUGGCAUCUCACACAUGUAACAGCCUAUAGCUUCACAUAUGGCAUCUCACACAUGUAACAGCCUAUAGCUUCACAUAUGGCAAUCUCACACAUGUAACAGCCUAUAGCUUCACACAUGGCAUCUCACACAUGUAACAGCCUAUAGCUUCCCAUAUGGCUUCUCACACAUGUAACAGCCUAUAGCUUCUCAUAUGGCAUCUCACACAUGUAACAGCCUAUAGCUUCACAUAUGGCAUCUUACACAUGUAACAGCCUAUAGCUUCACAUAUGGCAUCUCGCACAUGAAACAGCCUAUAGCUUUACAUAUGGCAUCUCACACAUGUAACAGUGUGAGGCGAUUUCACACAACCAACUGCAGUUUCUCUUAAUUCAGCUGAUAUAUAUCCAAUUUUAAUUGGCCUUCUCACAAAUUUGGCAGACUUUGAUCAGCUGACUGCAUGCAUGCAGUUUUCUCAGACUGUCUUCAUUCCCACUGUCUCCUCUUAUUUCUAUUCUAGGUUCUUUGAUUCGAAGAGGACAGAGAACAGUAGUCCACACCACCUCCUGGCUGGCUCACCAAUUAUGUUGUAGAAAGUCCAGCAUAAACAAUGCACAGGAGACAGGAUGAGAUCUGAAGAUUAGCCUGGGGCGUCUUUAAUAGUACAGAUGUAGAAAUCAGUACAGAUGACAAACAGAGUCUCGACCAAGACCGAAGGAAGCCUCUCUAGCUUUUCUUCUACUCCCUUUUAUCCUGUGUGAGUGUGUGUGUGUGUGUGUGUGUGUGUGUGUGUGUGUGUGUGUGUGUGUGUGUGUGUGUGUGUGUGUGUGUGUGUGUGUUCUCCAGAAGGCCCCUCAUGAUGACAUAUCUGCCCCACGACACUUUGUUUAGGUUCGUCUUGACCCUGGCAGAGAUUACAUGUUCCAACAGACAGAUAGUUUGGGCUCCUGCAAGACAGCCUUGCUUACAAUCUCAUGGUCGUGGGGCUGCAGGAGCAGGCUACUUGGAUUUUAAUCACUGAUUAAAUAGCAAGAGCACUUUUUGAACUUAUAUACUGAUGCUACAUGUCAGAAUCAGUUCAGGUCUGAUCAGGUCCUGUCUCCUUAGUACAGCACACAGUGGAGGCUGUCCUUGCUAUUGUUCUCUGGGUAUCUGGUCAUCACAUUGCGCCAGCACAUCCAACGGCACUCUAUUCACCAACGCAGCAUUAUGCAAAACUGUACAGGCCAAAAUGAUGUCUGACACCAUUUCAAGAGUGUACAACAAUGUUCCCUCUGCUGAGCCAAGAAGAGCCACCGAGGAGUCAAAAGUGCACUCCACGGGGGCAUGUGUGUCUGUGUGCGCAAUGUUCAAACAGCGCUCCUGCUCUGUGGCAGCGUUUGCCGGCAGGGUUAUCAAAUAUUCAGUAAGGGCAUAACCAAUUUAUUUAUUUUAUUUCAUGCCCUUCUUAAUCUUAAAUAAAAUCUGACUGCUUGUGCUUAAUGACAAGUUUAAAGUUUGAUUAGUAUCUAUUUUGAGACAGACAUUUGCUGCACUGCAGAUCCACACUUACUCAAACUUGCGUACACGAUGUGAGACCUGUCGGGGGCUUUGAUCAUAUUGUGCGCUCAUGUCCAAAUUAAUAAAUGAUGAUCCUUGUGUGGAAAGAGUUGUAUGGGACAGUUUUCUGCUGUACGUUUGUUUGAUUAAUGAGGGCCAUUGUGUUUUGUGUGUUUUGUCAGAGAUGUGCAGGAUCGAGGUUUGUCGACCCUAGUUUGCCUCUCAGAGAGUGACCAAUGGGAUGCCGUGCUCUGUUCUCUGGUCAUCGAUCUGGAUUUUGACGAACAGAAGGAGGUGCUGUUGGGAACAUAUGGCCAGGUCAGAGUUCGAUUUACCUUCAACAUUUUACUGAUGGAAAUCAACAGACUGUAGAUCAGUAGCGGUCCUAGGCACGGGCGAACCGGGGUGGCAACCCGGGGCGGCAUUUGUGUCAUGACUCAUUGGGGGUGGCACGAGCACUUCCAAAAAAAAAAAAAAAAAAAAAAAAGAUAAUAAUAACAAUAAAUCUGGGCCCCAAAGCGGUUUUGUAUUAAUUUUUGUCAAAUUGGCUCCCCCUGCUUCUGUGGGCACCCCUGCUUGUUGCGAAGGUGCCGCACAGAGGCUGACAGACUGUACGAGACGAAGCGGGGAGGGGGUCACGGGGGACAGCUCUGCUCUCAGGACUGCUCUCACUCUGCCAGUCACGGUGGCUCAAGCAGAGAGGAGCUUCUCAAAACUGAAGUUGAUAAAGUCGUACCUAAGGUCAACCAUGUCUCAGGAACGGCUCACUGGCCUUGCCGUCAUCAGCAUCAAUCACUUAACCCAUUUAAACCGGGACAGCAUGUACGCAAAUCAGCCAACCAGCCUUCCAAACCGGGAGCCCGGCUACGCAUUUCUACCCUUCAAGCCGGGAGCGCGGUGUAGCGAUUUGAAAUGAGCCUCACAAGGCCGCACCAAAAUAAUACUGUAGCGAUUGGAAUUUAUAAUAAAUGUCUGAAGAUUAAUAAUCUCAAGUUAUGACAUUUAUGCACUCGUUGAAAGGGGCACCACCCACCCUUAAUGGUGGGAAAAUAAAGAAAACAAAAGUUUAAUUCAGAAAUCAAACAUCAAGUCAGUUUUAAUUAAUCAGUCUCAUAUCUUAAGUCGAAAUUCUAAUUUCAGGGACUCCUCUUCUGGAAGAACACUAACAGUCAAGAACUUAGAAAAAUAAUGAUCUGUUUAUUACAGGAUAAAUGAUGGUACAACACACAUGCAAUAAAUGAUGAUAAGAUAAUGAUAAAAUAAUAAUAGGUGAAUAAAUAAAGAUUCUGAGUCAGGCUAGGAGCACUAAAGUUAAUGAUAGUGAGUGAAUAUGCGCUAACAUAUUAACCUACACUAAGUUUGGUGUCGAGAUAAACUCGGAUGUGGAUUUGGAGGAAUCUAAGAUUACCAGAAUAAGUGGAUAUCUGAGUUAUGAACGCAGGAGACAGCACCAGCCCUCUUUAGAGCUCUGGAGGUUUGCAUACUUAAGUGAGACUGGUCCUCUGCGAAGAUGGAGCAGGUUCCGAAGGUCCGGGCUACUCUCAGAAGACGACUGAAGUCAGCCGAAGGAUGAGCCAGGAGUUGCAGCACUCGGGCCCGAAGCAAAGCCAGCGCCUGUGGAUCCUGUGGAUGCUCCUUUGGGUACUUCUUUAGUCUCACUCAAAAACUCUGGCACAGAGGAUGACCUGGGCCUGCUGGGUUGCGUUCAGAGGUGACUUUUGAAAUCACGCAGAUAACUCAGAAAAACGAGACUCGAGCAUAGAAAACUUUCAAAAAUGGCUUCGCGAAAUUAAAGAAAAAAUCAAUCAAAGGCUUAAUCUUGAAUUGCUAUGCGCACAAAAAGUUGAAGUUUCAAAACUUGAACUAAGACGAUGUUAAAGAAAAAUCAACGUGAAUCAACACGUGGCGUAAAACUUAGUAGACUAAGAAAAAGUUCUAAGAGAAAACAAAGAAACGCACCACAGAAGGGUGUGGGCAGAAGAGAAGGGCACAAGAGAGGAAGGAAGACUAAGAGUGAACAAGAGAGUGAGCAACCCCACUUCACUGGUUUUAUCUUCUCACACUGGGAGUGUUUCCGGGGUGUGUGUGUGAGGAGAAAGGAGGGGUCGUGGAAUCUCUGAUUAUUUGAUCUAACUUGUUCUUUUGGCUGGUAAAAGAGUCAGAUCUGAUACUCACUCACUAUGAUUAAUAUCAUUGAAUGCUUGGUUUCAUGAUAAAUAAUUUGAUACUAAACACAUAUGAAUGAAGUGUAGGAUCACAUCAAACAUUCUCAUUAUGUUUUAAGUAUCACAUUGAACAUGCUAAAUUACUCUGAAAUGAAACAGAUAGUAACACAUGGAAACUGUGAACAACAAAAGCGUAAACACAUGUGAAUGAACUUCAUCAUGAUUAAUAAUGGAUUCUAAAUACUCACAUUCAGAUUAUUCAAUGACAUUAUAACCACCUAAUGGUUAAAAAUACUAAAUAAACAUCUACAAUAUAAACCAAACAUUUCUAAACUAUUUCUGUGUUCAUAGAGUAAGUUAUGAUCCAUAGUCAAUAAAUUUAACUCUUAACAGUUCAUGAAACAGUCUGAAAAGCUGUUGGUCUAAAGAAACUAAAGAAUAAGGAUUUAUUCUGUCAGUGAUAACUCGGCUUCUGAAGCACAUAGAAAAAUGGGAAACAUCUCAUUUUAACACAAAUUUCAUGAUUAGACAGAUUAGUACAUUGCUGAAUGUAUAAGAUGUCAGGAUCAGUCAUUUGUAUUCUUUUACCAAAGGAAUGUAGUCUUUAUCAGUGCAUGGUCGAGCAGGGUUUUACGACCGAGGUCUGGAGGUCAGUGUCCCCCCUUAUCCUGGGGUCCGUAUGUUCACACACUUUAAGAAGGUAAAUCUCAAAUGGGAGAUCUGGGUUGAGACGUUAAUGUUUAUUUAGAUGGUCAGUGAUGGAGUCAGUUUGAAAGGUAAUAAAAACUCUGUCUCUGUUCUCCGAAUUGACCAAUCGUGAAGAGUCAGAAGUUUGGUCAACCUCCGGUUGGGUCAUUUAGGUAACCUGAAAGUGUAAACGAGUCUGGAAAGAUUUAUAUCCUGUUUCCUGGGACCAGAUAAGGAAACUUUCCUCUGAGGAAUGUGUGGGUUUCACAUCCAGGGUUGUCUUGAUUGCUACAGUCCCCCCUUCGUCACGGUGGUCCUGUCCAUGGAGCAUCGGGACGACGAGUAGACAACCAUGAAGCAGCAGCAGCAGCAGCAGCAGGUGUAUGCAAAUAGGACUGAUGCGUCUCAUUAUCCCUAUGUGAAUCACUAGUACUGCUUUGAGAUAAAAUUAAGCAUGCAUUAAGCUAUCAAAUAAUAUCAUCUAGGUGUUAGACUUUUCUCAGUUAACUAUUGGUAGACUAAUGUGAAAGAAAAUUUCCUAAUUUUUAGUAUUAAUGAGAUUUAGAAAAGCACUCUUUAGUCUGAAUGCUAACUGGAUCUAAAGCUAUAGCUGUUUUUCAUGCUUGCUGGAGAAGUCUGAAAGUUCAAUUUCAGUUUCAAAAAUUGUUAAGACUUAGGUGGAAAAGAAAUGUCUGCUAAAGACAUAUUAACCAUCUGUGUAUGAGCAUAGUCAACCUGAAUCACAAACAUCGAAAGUUUAUUGCACAGAGUUUCUCUUAAACUUUGUCUGUUAAACUUUGGGAUGAUGCUCUUAUCGGUUUGACUAAUUAUCUGCUGUUAAGUCUGAAAUUUGUCAAUCUGAGUCUUAAUGACAGCAAUUUCAGGUUUUAAUCUGUUCAUGGGACAUUUGACAGCUGAUUAGCUGACAAUAUUGACAGAGGAGCGACAAAUGCUAACAAAGAAAGCAGCAACUGGGAUUGCAGUCAUCAAUGUAUCACCACAGCAUUUGGAUAUCUUAUUGGAGUCAUUUAGCUUUGGCUGAGUGACUUCUGCUUUCGCAGGACUCACGCCUUCAUGACUCCAGAGUGUGUUAAUCUCAGUGGUUAGCUGAGUGGUCAUGUUUAUUCACCUUCAAAGUGGAUGAAACCGAUUGAGGUGGAUAAUAAGAUUGUCGUUUCUGAGAGUGUGAUUUACUCUGAUUCUGCCAGUCAUUCACCCCCCUUUGGCGGUGUUGAUGGUUUUUCCUUUGUCUGGGACAAAACCCACUGUGACGGGAGUCUGAAUAGCAACAGUUGGUCUCAAAGUUUACCUGGCAUUGGUCUGUGUCAGACCUGGGCCUUGGUGUGUAACUUUGACCUUUGUGAGUUUGUUGAGGUCGAAAAGGUUUUGGAGGCCUGGUUAACCACUCAUGUGGAGGCUUAUCGGAGCCUGAAAAUACACAGUCUGAAACUUCGUUCAGCUCCAUGGGCAGUGAUUUUGUCUCCAUAGCCAAGAGAGUAACGGGCUCUGCUUUCUUAGCCAAAGUUUGUCGUUGUUUGGCAAAACCUUUUACAGCAAGUUCACGAAGCUGUCGGCUAGUCGAAGUGUUUGGACAAGCUAAGACGCCAAGGUGAUGACUGGUGGUAGGGUGGAGGUUCUGGACGAACAGCGUUUUGAAGUUCAAGUCCUCCUCCAUUUCUGGUUCAUUUCGGAAACCAAAGUAAGCUUCGCGUAAGCGGUUGUAAUACUGUUGGGGAGAUUCUGAUCUCCCUUGUUUAAUAGACAGAGCAGCAGAAAGGCCUGUCUGGGUCAAAUAGUCAGAAAACUCUUCAUUUAAUGCUUGGCAGAGCAAGUCAUAAUUAUUUCUGACAUGAUAAGGCUGUCGUUCAAGGAAACUGCUAACCUCUCGACUUGACGUCGCCUUAAUAAGGUAGAUUUUGUCAUCAAUGGUUGCACCUGGAAAUUUCCGCAGGUAAAAGUCAAUGUCUUUCAAGUAGGUGCAGGUGUCAGUAGCACCUUGGUGCUCAGGUUCAAAGCGUGCUAUGUUGCGAGCAAUUUUGUCAAGAUCCCUGUCUGAGGGAGAUGGUAAGAAGCCAUCAUGAGGAGGAGAGUAGGACUCUUGGUUUAAGGAUGACCUCUCAGGGUCAAGCAGGGUCCUGUCAUGAUGCUGAGAGAGAUACUUAAGAGUUGGUUUGGAAGGAAGUGAUGGCGCUCUCUCAGGAGGCUGAUCACCUAUCAUUUCUUCAAGAAACGUUUGCUCCAUGCGUUCUCUUUGGGCUCGACCUGACUGGAGGGAGCAUUGUAACUCUCUUUGGGCAUCUUCAAGUUCUUUGUCUGUCUUUUCUUGCCGUUCUUGACAAAGAAUUAACUGUCUUUGAGCUAUCUGGAGCUGGUGCUGUAAGGUAGAAGUUUGCUUCUCCUUAACUUCAAGAGCUUCAGCACGCACUUUGACCAGUGCUUUCAAAGCUUUUACAUCUCCUGUUGCUUGCUCUAGUAGGGAUUCUGACUGUAUCAGAUCCUCUGUGGUCUUAGCAAGCUGCUUAUUCGUGUCAUCAAGUUCUUUCUCCUUUUUGUAAAGGGUUUCAUUAAGUCUUUCAAUCUUGUCUUUGAGAUCAAGAUUUUCUUCAUGACUUAUCAGUGAGGGAAGCUUUGACGCUUCACAUCUGGCACUGUGUUUUUCUAAAACACUUACAGACUUCUUAGUCUCUUCUAGCGUCUUUUUCAGAGCGCUGUUUUCUUCUUUUUGCGUCUUUAUCUUUGCUAAAGCGCAUUCCAGCAAGUAGUCUUUAUACUCAAGCUGAGAAGACAUCACGACAGACAUGCGUCUAGUGAGCUCUUUGUCACGAAGUGUCGUGGUUAAGGCUGUUUCCAGUAGGUCAGCCAUUUCAUCCUCCGGAUUGGAGGGUUUGGCCUUUUGAAUCUUAGUCAUGUACUGAGGUAUCAGCUGACUAGUCAAGUUUGCCAACACUGGGUGUAUGUCCCUCAGGGGGUCUCCCUGGCUGGACUCUUUUGUGUUAGGCAUGUUUGGUUUUGGUAAAGAGGUGCAGGUGGUUGGUUGAUGAGUUUGAGUUGACUUAAAAUGAAAGGAAGAAGCAAAAUAUCAAAUUAAGUGGGUUAAUCGACUUAAUUUAUCAGUGCUUGAUAAAGAGGAAGAGCCUAUCUGAGUAGAUCUCUAAUGGAGAGAAAAAUAACAUAAAGUUAAAUUCAUUUCAAUGAAAAUUGAAAAAAAAAAGUGAAAUGAUGUUAAAUUAAAUUUAACAUCAGAUACAGAACCAUUGAAUAAAGGGUUCAAAUUGUCUCUGUGUUGCAGAGAUCAGCAAAGCUUAAAUAAACUGCCUGCUGCAGUUGGAUGAAUUGGCAAAAUCGAUGAAAUUGUCAAUUUAAGGAAUUAACUCUGAAGUUAAUUCACAAAUUGCAAUUAAUCCAAAGGUUCAACUACCAAAUCUAUCUGGAAUGUUAAAAGAAAUUUCAAAUAUUAAUUAAUUUGUUCAUUAAUUAAUUAAUCUUACGAGGAGGGUUUUAAUGUAUUAUAGGGAACAGUAAAACUGCUCAAUGGUGUGAUAAGUAACAACAAGAUCAGGUGAUUGAUUCAAGGAGUUACUUUAUCAAUACAUCAUGGAGGCUCUUAUAACAAAGACAAAAAUCAAAAAUCAAUGAUCAAUGAUUUAGAAUAAGCACAUCAAACUUCAUCAACCAAGUCAAUCACAUGAAUUAUGUCUGUAGAGUGUUACACACUGACUACAGAGAGGCAGAACAGCUGGCUGAUACUGCAGGCAGAUAAUAGCAGUGUUAGCUCAAUACCAAAAGCAACCAUGUGGGGCAGUAUGGAGUUGGGGUAACUGCGCAAGCUCAACACAAGUGGAGAAGAAGAAGAGAAGAGGAAACAGUCAUCCAACUAUGAAGGAAGGGGCCUUUAGGCUCUGCCUCCUUGAAGGGCCUUAUCUGCUUAAGGCCAAAUGGUCAAUCUCUCCACUGACAACAAAGGGUUAACAUUUCACAGCAGGCUGCGUCUGCACCCUCAAACAUAGAACUUUACACCAUCUGCUCAGGCAGAUUGGUUCAAUAAAAUCAUUUACAGGAACAAGGAUCAAAGUGGCAAAUCCUUAAACAGCAGAUUCAACUGCAGACUUAAAAAAAUCACAAAUGUGGCGAUUUGUGAUCACGGAUUUUGUCUGAAUUCAUUCAAACAACAGCCUCCCACUGUUACAGUGGUUUCCUGUGACAGGUAGUUAGUCUGUCAGGGGAAAGGAGGAAAUCUGAAUCCCAUACAGUAUAGUUACUAGAACUUCGUAGCAGACGAUAGAGACAAGAAUCAAAGUGACAAAUCCCUCAACAGCAGAUUCAACUGCAGACUUUAAAAUCACAAAUGCGGCGAUUUGUGAUCACAAAUUUUGUCUGAAUUCAAUCAAACAACAACCUCCCACUGUUACAGUGGUUUCCUGUGACAGGUAGCUAAUCUGUCAGGGGAAAGGAGGAAAUCUGAAUCCCAUAUAGUUACUAGAACCUCGUAGCAGACUACAGAGACUUCAGGGGCUUGAAACCACAGCUCGGAGCAUCGCGAACACUGGGUUCAGCCAAAGGCCUUAAAUACAAGCGUACGGCGACGCAACAAUCGUGCACUUAAAUAUUGGACAGUCUAGACAGAGUAGAAGAGUCAGUCUCACUGCUACUCAGAACAACAUUUCACGCUGUCCAGCUCAAACACAGACUACAGGCAUGUAGUACAAAAGUGUGUGAAACACAGAGCAUAAAGGUUUUAUGCAUAGAUCAGGAAAACAUCAGAACUUAGUCAAGCAACUUCAGCAAGCAUAGCAUUGAUUGUGAUUAAGUCUAAAAUAGCCUGGGAAUAAGUUUCUCUCAUCAAUUUGGAAGGCUAAGUUUUAGGUUGUCUGUUAGUAUCCAGAAGUUUUGUUUGAAACGCCUCACGCAGGGGCUCCAAAAUAUAUGUAGCGGUUGAAAUGAGCCUCACAAGGCCGCACCAAAAUAAUACUGUAGCGAUUGGAAUUUAUAAUAAAUGUCUGAAGAUUAAUAAUCUCAAAUUAUGACAUUUAUGCACUCGUUGAAAGGGGCACCACCCACCCUUAAUGGUGGGAAAAUAAAGAAAACAAAAGUUUAAUUCAGAAAUCAAACAUCAAGUCAGUUUUAAUUAAUCAGUCUCAUAUCUUAAGUCGAAAUUCUAAUUUCAGGGACUCCACUUCUGGAAGAACACUAACAGUCAAGAACUUAGAAAAAAAAUGAUCUGUUUAUUACAGGAUAAAUGAUGGUACGACACACAUGCAAUAAAUGAUGAUCAGAUAAUGAGGAUAAAAUAAUAAUAGGUGAAUAAAUAAAGAUUCUGAGUCAGGCUAGGAGCACUAAAGUUAAUGAUAGUGGGUGAAUAUGCGCUAACAUAUUAACCUACACUAAGUUUGGUGUCGAGAUAAACUCGGAUGUGGAUUUGGAGGAAUCUAAGAUUACCAGAAUAAGUGGAUAUCUGAGUUAUGAACGCAGGAGACAGCACCAGCCCUCUUUAGAGCUCUGGAGGUUUGCAUACUUAAGUGAGACUGGUCCUUGGCGAAGAUGGAGCGGUUCGAGCGGUUCAUCUCAGAAGACGACUGAAGUCAGCCGAAGGAUGAGCCAGGAGUUGCAGCACUCGGGCCCGAAGCAAAGCCAGCGCCUGUGGAUCCUGUGGAUGCUCCUUUGGGUACUUCUUUAGUCUCACUCAAAAACUCUGGCACAGAGGAUGACCUGGGCCUGCUGGGUUGCGUUCAGAGGUGACUUUUGAAAUCACGCAGAUAACUCAGAAAAACGAGACUCGAGCAGAGAAAACUUUAAAAAAUGGCUUCGCGAAAUUAAAGAAAAAUCAAUCAAAGGCUUAAUCUUGAAUUGCUAUGCGCACAAAAAGUUGAAGUUUCAAAACUUGAACUAAGACGAUGUUAAAGAAAAAUCAACGUGAAUCAACACGUGGCGUAAAACUUAGUAGACUAAGAAAAAGUUCUAAGAGAAAACAAAGAAACGCACCACAGAAGGGUGUGGGCAGAAGAGAAGGGCACAAGAGAGGAACGAAGACUAAGAGUGAACAAGAGAGUGAGCAACCCCACUUCACUGGUUUUAUCUUCUCACACUGGGAGUGUUUCCGGGGUGUGUGUGUGAGGAGAAAGGAGGGGUCGUGGAAUCUCUGAUUAUUUGAUCUAACUUAUUCUUUUGGCUGGUAAAAGAGUCAGAUCUGAUACUCACUCACUAUGAUUAAUAUCAUUGAAUGCUUGGUUUCAUGAUAAAUAAUUUGAUACUAAACACAUAUGAAGUGUAGGAUCACAUCAAACAUUCUCAUUAUGUUUUAAGUAUCACAUUGAACAUGCUAAAUUACUCUGAAAUGAAACAGAUAGUAACACAUGGAAACUGUGAACAACAAAAGAGUAAACACAUGUGAAUGAACUUCAUCAUGAUUAAUAAUGGAUUCUAAAUACUCACAUUCAGAUUAUUCAAUGACAUUAUAACCACCUAAUGGUUAAAAAUACUAAAUAAACAUCUACAAUAUAAACCAAACAUUUCUAAACUAUUUCUGUGUUCAUAGAGUAAGUUAUGAUCCAUAGUCAAUAAAUUUAACUCUUAACAGUUCAUGAAACAGUCUGAAAAGCUGUUGGUCUAAAGAAACUAAAGAAUAAGGAUUUAUUCUGUCAGUGAUAACUCGGCUUCUGAAGCACAUAGAAAAAUGGGAAACAUCUCAUUUUAACACAAAUUUCAUGAUUAGACAGAUUAGUACAUUGCUGAAUGUAUAAGAUGUCAGGAUCAGUCAUUUGUAUUCUUUUACCAAAGGAAUGUAGUCUUUAUCAGUGCAUGGUCGAGCAGGGUUUUACGACCGAGGUCUGGAGGUCAGUGUCCCCCCUUAUCCUGGGGUCCGUAUGUUCACACACUUUAAGAAGGUAAAUCUCAAAUGGGAGAUCUGGGUUGAGACGUUAAUGUUUAUUUAGAUGGUCAGUGAUGGAGUCAGUUUGAAAGGUAAUAAAAACUCUGUCUCUGUUCUCCUAAUUGACCAAUCGUGUAGAGUCAGAAGUUUGGUCAACCUCCGGUUGGGUCAUUUAGGUAACCUGAAAGUGUAAACGAGUCUGGAAAGAUUUAUAUCCUGUUUCCUGGGACCAGAUAAGGAAACUUUCCUCUGAGGAAUGUGUGGGUUUCACAUCCAGGGUUGUCUUGAUUGCUACAGCGGAUACGUCAUUUUGUGACAUUCAGUAGUUUUUUAAUCAUUUCUGGAGUCUUGGCAAAUCUAAUCACCCCCGUCUGCCUCUGAUAGGUUAAUAAAGCGCUCGGAUUCAUGCUCUGAUCUUUCUGUGUGCUUCAAGAGUAAAGUAAACAACGACGAUUUGCUAUGUAAGAUUAUUAGUAUAUAUUUUAUUUAAUAUUUUAUAUUAUUCUUCUCUUCCCCUGCUGUCUUGUUACAUUUUUUGUUAAAUAUUUGCCACUUUUAUGUAUAAAGUGUAUAUUUAUUAUUUAAGCUCUGAUAACCUGUUUUGUGCAGAAUUGCCCCAUUGUCUUUUACAAUGUUGGAGGUGGAGAAUAUGCACCUUAAAAAGUGUCCUUCCUGGGGGGUCUCACCCGGGGAGUAAUUUAGUCUAGAGCCGCCACUGCUGUAGAUAUUUAGAUUUGUAAUAAAUCCCAUUAAAAAAAUAACGUAGAAGUCUUGAUAUUUUCUGUCUCCAUCAGCCUGUCAGUAGAUUAUUUUUGAAUGCCAAUAGUGUACAUUAAUUAUUUUGUUAUGUUAAUUUCUCCGUCCUGUUUUCAAAGGGAAAGGUUUUCUCUUGCAGUUGACAACUGUUGUGUUUGUACUUAACUCAAACUGGAAGAAACAGGGGAUUUAUUCAAAAGAGCAAACAUUAGGGGUCUCAUCAUACGGGCUGGAUAAGUCAGGAGGAACAGGUACUGACAGUGUUAUUAUUUCCAAGAGACGUUGCCACAGGUUCAUAAAAGGGUUGCUUAGCUUUUGUACCUGCCAGACUUGUGCGAAUAAGACAAAAAGACGUUAAAAAAACAACUGAGCAGGAGUGAAGGGAAAGCACCACAAAUUGUCCUGCAAAGUAAAAACGAUCUACUUCACAAACUCUUCAAAGAAAUUUUCACCGACUGCAGUUAAAAGUUAGAAAUCACGCCCCACUAAAUCUUUAGGUAUUGUGACACUGACACACCCUGAAUGACCCAAAACAAUAUACUUACUAUAUGCUCAAUCUGUUGAUUGACUUUGACGUCACUGUUUUUAUCAUCAGGGUUUGAAUCAAUCUGAUGGUUCAACCAAGGCUCAACCACAGAGGAAGAACUCAUGUUUUUCACAGAAUGAGCUGCUCUUUGUUAGCUUGAUCUUGAAGUAUGCCCCUUCUGCAGAAUUGUACCAAAAUUUUAGUGACUGUAUGGAUGAUGUGCUCAUUUACAGUGUAGUUUUAAUUCAGUACUCAGCAGUGUAUAGGAUCCCAUCUACGCAAACUACAGUGAGUGUUGGUGGUCCUGGAGGAACAAGCUGCACAUCAUGGCUUAUAAGCCAUGUUUACAUGGGCAAAGUUUCUUGAUCCGAUCAAAAAUUUGAGGAAUAGGAUAAUCUGAAACCACUGUUUAUAUGGGUGCAAAAUCAAAUAAUCUGAUCAUGACGUGGAAAUACAUACACCAAGUUUUAUUCAGAUUUCGGGAUAACGAUGGGCAUAAACCACCCCUCUCGAUCGGAAUACAGUUUCUUUCCGAUUGAGCCGUGUUGGAUCAGAAUCAUCCAAUCGACAUGUUUACAUGGCGCAUUUUUAUUCCAAUCUGGCAUUUAAUCUGAUUAUUUGUGCCCAUGUAAACGCAGCUAUUGAUGCGUUUGGCAAUUCAAUUUUUGAACACAGUGGAGUUCAGUGUCAAAGCAUAAACAUUUAUGAGGCUUUAGGUUGUUGAAAAUAAGAAAAAGAAGGACUAUAAGCUGGCUAAACUCUUAAUUAAAUUGACAAAUAAAGUCAAGGGCAAGUAAAUUUGACUGAACAAAACAACAUAUCUUGAAUCACAUCUUUUAUCGGUGCUUUUUAUGCAGAUACAACAGCAAGGUCUUUACUUUUCAUGCAGCGUGCAGACGUCUGGGAGCGUGCCACACUGGCACCAUAUAUUUCAAUCAACUGGCACCACUUAGAGUCUGCAACAAAAGAUUCAAAAUGGUGCCUUGCAGCUACAAAAUGCUGUCCACCUGCAGCUCACUCAAUGUGAUGCAGAAUUUGCUGCAGAGCAUUGUAGGUCAGAAUAACGCAGAGCAUGCUUGCUGAAGAGAGAUCUCGUUCCUGGAUUUCUCUAUCUGAGAGACCAAACUCAUUUGGAUGCGUUGGGAUAGUAUGGAAGUAUAUGAAAGCUGAUAUGUUUAAGCUACUGAAUCACAACAAAGACGUGUGAGGUGACAUCUUGAUAACAUUGUUACCUGCCACUCUCUCGUGCAGGAACUUCUCUGUUAUAAAUUCCAGCCGGCAGUGAACGGAGGAGGAGAUGGACAGUUUCAACUGCAGUGGAGGCGGAGCUUCAAGAGUCCUCUGCUCUCGAUCAUCUACUUGGACCUGACAGGGGAUGGACUGAGAGAGCUGGCUGUUCUCACACUGAAGGGGCUGCAUAUCUUACAGGUAAACUUGAUAAAUGCAGGAAUAAAUACAUGAAUGAAUAAAUACAUCAAUAAAUGCUGUAUUUUAAGUUUCUAGCAUAUCUUUAUAUUUAUUCAUUUAUCUGUUUCCUCAAGUAUACAUGCAUUUUUUAAUUAAUUAAUUUCUAUAUUCAUGGUUUUCUACAAUAACUUAAAUAUACAUCGUUUUAUUUAUUGAUGUAUUCUUUUAUUUAUUUUCGUAUCUCUGCAUUUCCACAUGUAUUUAUUUACAUAUUUCUGUGCCCAUUUUGUCAGUGGAAAAGUAUAGAUGUAAACUGAGUGGGCGGUCCUAACUCCACUCUGAAGCAGGAUUGGUUACAUGGAUGUGAUCCACCCUGGGUCUACUACUGCUGCUUUGACUUGACCAUGAUGCUUUGCAUAAAUUAUGGGCGUAUUUUCCAGUGCCUUCUGAUAAUUGAUGUGGAGUCUGCAAUUUUCUCUGUAUCUGUACGUGAAUCGUGAUUAUUAAAGCCAUCGAGGAUGAAAACAAUAUAAGAACAUUAUCUAUCAUCAUAAACGGGACUAUGUUAUCAUUCUGCAGCCCUCCUCUAUCAAGGGGUUGCGGGACAGUAUAAAAAAUGGCUUCAAAUAAUGUAUGCUACGAGCGUUUAGCUGGUUUGUCAGCACCAAUGCUGUAGACAGAGAGGCUGAGGUUUAUCGGUUCUUACAAGGUCAAUCGCAUUUUGUUAACAGAGGUUAGCCAUAGGCAUGUGCUGAUAUGAAAAAUUUGAUAUCACGAUAUUGGUGGCCCAAAAUAUCAUAAUUCACGAUAUUAUCACGAUAUUAGCGCAUUGCUUUCAACGUUAUUAAAAAUGGCAAAAAAAAUGCAAAUUCACUUCUCUGUGCACAGCAUGACAUGCACAAACAUUAUGAGCAAGAGGCAGCUAACGCAACGUUGGGAUCAUUAGCUUUUUGAAGCUCAAGUUAGCAGAAACUUCACUAACAUUGUCAUAAUAAGCAGUAGAGUAGACCAAACUUGUUGCCGUCAUGUUGUUUUUACCUUGAUUUUGGUGAACAGUGCUGAAUGGUGUUCACGGAGGUGGGCACGUAGGUUUGAAGUGUUAGACAAUGGUGCUGCAACUUCCUUAUUGCAUAACCUGCAGAUUGGUGUCAGGUUUACCUGCUUCGUCUGUUUUGUGAAGCUGUAAAACGUCCAUACUGCAGAAAAAAACCUUUCCAGUAGGAGGAUACAGCCGAGGCGUUUCGUCAUUCUCAGUCUCCGACUGUUCUUGGUCCGGUGUUAUGCUGUAGAAUGCACCCCUGCUGUUGAAUGCACCCCUGACGGGAGCGCGGUUGAAAGUACAUAACAAGGCGAAAUAAUCCAAGUUUUCCUUACCGUUGGGUGGAUUCUACAGCGUGUGCCUUUAAUGAUUUCAUUCAGACUAUUCAGAUAAGCCAAAAACAAUAGCCCUCUAAUUCGGAAUAUUUGCUGUCCUGAAAAUAUAAUGCUCUCUACCUUACCAGCUUACUGUACCGUUUAUGUACCCAAUUACAUCUCCAUAUGUGCAUUUUUGGGACACAUACAAACAGAACGAAAGUUUGCUGCUCAAUUGGCAAGUUGUCAUGAUCCAAUACUUGUGUUUUUAAAAUAUCAGAUCAUAUUUCCUCCACUUUAAGAAGCUAAUGAGCGGAUGGGAUGCAUUGUGAACACGCUCCAACAGUGCUUUGGGUGGCCGCAAUACAUUGUGGGUGGCCACGCAUUUUGUUGUAAAAUUUCUUCAUUUCUCUUUUAAUGUUCCCGUUUUUGUUAGGCUGGCAUUAAUGUACUUAAUUCGAGAGUUUGUUUUGGAUUUGGGACUAUGUUUUGGGACUUGGCAUUUGUUGUGGGAUUUGGGACUAGUGAUGAAUGAUAACCAGGUAGGGUUAUGAUUAUUGCCAGAGGAGUUUGUAUUUUCUAAGGAGAUGUAGUCUGUGAGCAGAUUUUUCCAGUGUAUGAUGUGUAUGGAGUUCUGAGACUUCCAGUUCAUGAGGAUAGUUUUCCUGGCGACGGUCAGCGCCACUAGAAGUGAACGUGUGUGUGUUUUGUCAAGUUUUAAUGUAGAUAGGUCUCCUAAUAAACAGAGGGAAGGGGAAAGUGGGAUGUGGCAGCCCAUGAUCUGUGAUAAUGUUUCUGUAAUGUUUCUCCAGAAGUGGUGAACAGGUGUGCAGUGCCAGGUUGCAUGAAUAUAGGUAUCAGUGCAGUUUAGUGAGCAGUGUGAACAGUUUCCAGAUGAUGCGAAGCCCAUUUUUUGCAUUUUGUGUCCAGUCAGAUGAGUUCCAUGAAGGAUUUUGUAUUGUAUGAGUUGUAAAUUGGCAUUUGUCGUCAUGGAAAAAAUGUUCUUGCAGAUUUGGGGCCAGAAGUCAGCAUCAGGAGCAAUGGAGAGGUCAGUUUCCCAUUUUUCUGAAGGUAUAGAGGGUGUUGAAUCGGCCUGUGAUAAUAAUUUGUAUAUCUUAGAUAAAAGUGUCUUCGAGGAAGGGAUGUUAAUGAAUUUAGAGGGUGACGGGAGGAGGACUUAAGUUUAUAUUCUUGUUUUUCAUUGUUGAUUGGAUGGGUGAUGAAACCUGUAGCAGGGUUUUUCCUGGCUCAAAUUGAGGCAGAGGUGGCACCAUCCUGACCAUGCGCCAUGACGUGCAUGUAUUUGUAAAUUCAACUGACUCACUUUCUUUUACAGGCAACAUACUUUAAGUUAAGAGUUCAAAAAAGAGUGUGACCAUUAUCAUGUUAAAGCAUUCAUUUAUUAAAUCUAUAUACAUACAUAAAUCAGCUGGCAACUUUAAAUUGAAAGUACACUUCAUCCACACAUCUCACAACUAGACAGAACAUUUCAGCCUCCUCUUUUUCAUUCUGUAGAACCUCCUCAUGCACUCCUUGUAGUCCAAGGCCUCCUGGUCUGGUCCAUCAAUGGCCACCUUACAACAGACAUCCAAGUGCCUCUCCUUCAGUCUGUUCCACAGAGGUGUCUUCACCUUAAACAAAACAAUUCAUCAUGCAUUAAGUAUUUUUGUUUUUAUUCAGAUACAGACAUGAAGAGUGAUAGUGUUUUCAAUCAUAUAUUAUAUAUACGCUACAGUGUCCUCCCUAAAAAAAAACGACAACCAAUUAUUUCUUAAACUAUCUAAACUAUGAUAUUUUAGUUUUUGUAACUUUAUUAGUUGAGUUUUUUUAGGUACUACCAUCUUUAAUAUACUUCUCCUUCUCUUCUGCUGCUUUGUGAAUGGCUGUCACCUCAUGUCUUUUUAAUGUGUCCAGCCUGUAGUUGGUUGAUGGCUGUCUCACUAAGGAGGCAGCAAUUGCCUGCUGUGUUGGGGCACAGUGCUUUUGGCAUAAAUAGCAGUGCAUGCCUUCCUCAGUAUGCCUGAGCCAGGUAAAUUGAUUGAGCCACUGCUUGUUAAAGCCACUGGCUCUGUGCUUUUGAGAAGAUCUGGAAAGAGGAAUAAAAACCACGUACACGUAGGCUUUGCGUUGUUAUGCUCCUAAUUGGAAACUUAUUAAUUAAUUACCCUCGCCUCGCCGACUCGUCCUGUCCUGCAUUCUGACCCUCGCGAUCACCAGUCCCUUGUGAAGUACUUUCAGACCUGACACAAAUUUCCACGUUGUCACCACCAUGAAUUAUAGCAUUUUAACUGCCUGUUACGUUUUUUCUCUGCUGUGUUUCACCUGGACUCUUGACUUUCCUCCUCGCAAGGUCGCUUUUUAAAGUACUGGCUGAUUUUGCCUGUCAUAACUGCAACGCUAAAAAACGGAGGAAACUUUUUUUUUAAAUAAACACGUCAUGCUUGGAUGCAAAAAAGACAAGCAGUAUUUACCUGUUUGUACCAUCCGCCAGGGAAAAUCAGGACGCCGAUAGCACCAACUAGCAGGAAAAAAAACUUGAUUCGAUCCGUUUCUUCUUCGGUAGAUGCUUCAGGUCUUUCCGGUGCACUGCUGUUGAUAUAGCGCCUCUAUAGUGGCGCAACGCUGCAACUGCAGUUAAAAUACGUUGCUGCUGCAGAGGGACAUCGUACGCUCAAUCAACACAGCUGAAGCUUUACGCUGUGUUGAGCGAAAUCAAUCGCUCUGGCUGGGGGCGGCACAAAAUUAGGUGGAGGCGGCCGCCACGCAAUUUUGAACGCAGGAAAAACCCUGUGUAGAUAUUGUAAGAAUUGAUGGCUCCUGAUGCCAAACUUCUAGACCAGGAGAGAGAAUGGAACCAGGAUGUUAUUAUUGAAGAUAUUUUUGAGGUGAGUAAUCCCUUUCUCUACCCAAGUGCUGAAGUAUAGUGAUUGUUUAUUGCUGAUGAAGUCCAGGUUGUGCCAGAUCGGGGUGAAAAGCAACGGUGCCAAAGUGGAGUUAGUAGUGCUGUAGAAUUUCCACCAGGCUGUCAGGGCCGAUGAUAUUAUGGGGUUUUGGAAACAGGGGUGUUUUUUGAUAGUUUGACUAAGGAAUGGUAAGUCUGAGAGAUGGAUGUCUUUGCUAACUGUUUGUUCUAUGUCAAACCAAGUGCUAUCUGACUGGGUGGGGUGGGUCCAUUUGUAGAUGUAUUGAAGUUGAUUUGCUAGUGAGUAAUAAUGAAAAUUUGGAGCAUUGAGUCCGCCUAAACUUUUUGAUUUUUGAAGAGUGGCCAGUUUGAUUCGUGGGGGUUUAUUUUUCCAGUAAAAUUUGUUGAUGGAUGAAUCCGAGGGAAUGAAACCAGGUGAGAGGUGGAUGAGAGGGAAUCAUUGAACAAAGGUAACUGAUUUUGGGGAGGAUUGUCAUUUUAACUGUUGCAAUUCUGCCUAGAAUGGAUAAUGGGAGGUUCAUCCAUCGUUGGAGAUCGUCAUUGAUUGUUUUUAGGAGUGGAGUGAAAUUCAGGUUGAUCAACUCUGACAGCCUGGGGGAAAUGUGGAUGCCUAAGUAGGUGAUGUGACUAGUGCAGAAGGGGAUGGGUGUUGUAAGGGCUGCCACAGCCAGACUGUUGGUGGGAGUAUGGAGGAUUUGUUCCAGUUUAUUGAGUAGUCAGAGAGAAGGGAGAAGGAUUUGAUGACUCUGAUUACUUCUUGUAGUGAUGAUUCUGGAUUCUCCAUAAAAAGUAAUAUGUCAUCUGCAUAGAGGCUGAUUUUAUGGUGCAUGUUGGGGGUUUGGAUUCCUGUAAUGAGGGGGUUCUGACGGAUGGCUGCUGCUAGGGGUUCAAUGAAAAUGGUGAACAAAGAGGGAGAGAGUGGGCAACCUUCCCUGGUCCCCCUGUGAAGAGUUAAGCUUUGUGAGGUUUCUCCGUUAGUAAUAACUGUGGCUGUAGGUGAGGUGUAAAGUGUUCUAAUCCAGUUAAUAAAUGAAUCCCCAAAGCCGAAACUGUGUAGGGUGUGGAUGAGGAAUGACCAGUUAACUCUGUCAAAGGCUUUUUCUGCAUCCAAGGUGGCUAUGAUUGAAUUAUGGUUAUGUGUGGUUGAGUGGUGCAUUAUAUUGAAUAGUCUGCGUGUGUUAUUGGAUGAGUUUCUUCCUUUAAUAAAUCCUGUUUGAUCCGGGUGAAUAAUGGAUGGAAUAAUUUUUUCUAAUCGGUGGGAAAGUGCCUUGGUGAUAAUUUUAAUGUCAACGUUGAGAAGUGAAAUGGGGCGGUAACUUGAAGGCAGGGUGGGGUCUUUGUUUGGUUUAAGAAGCAGUGAGAUGGAUGCUGUGUUCAUGUUGGAUGGAAGUCUGGAAGUUUUUGUGUUUCUGUUAUCAUUCUGUGGAAAAGUGGAGCUAAGAUGGACCAGAAGUGGUUGUAGAACUCAGCAGGGAAGCCAUCAGGACCGGGUGCUUUAUUGUUGGGCAUUCUGUUGAGGGCAGAUUGGAUUUCUUCAGUUGUUAGGGGUGUUUAAUGUCUAAUGGGUGUCUAAUGUGUUUUUUUGUUCAGGGGAGAGUUGGGGUAAAUUGAGGCUGGUGAGAAAUAGUCUGAUGUCUUCUUCCUUAGGGGUAUUAUCUGAGGAGUAUAGGUUGACAUAAAAUUCUCUGAAUAUUUGAUUUAUUUCAUCGGGUGAGUUUGUUGACUUCCCUGCUGAGUUCAUGAUGGUGGAGAUUGUGGAUUUUUCUUUAUUUCUUUUGAUUUGGUUUGCGAGAUAUUUACCGGAUUUGUUAUUGUGAUGGAAGUUUUCCUGUCGGAGCCUGCUGAUCAUGAAAUUAGUUUUCUUGUUCAGAAUUUCAUUUAUUUCUAGUUUAUAUUUUCUUAAUUUCUUCUCGUUUUCUUCUGUUGGAUUAGUUGCAUUGACAGUUUCUAGCUGUUUGAUUUUUUCUUGUAAUUCAGAUUCUUGUUUGUUUUCUGUCUUUUUCUUAUAGGCUGAAUAUGAAAUGAUAAUUCCUCUGAUGACUGCUUUACCUGUUUCGCAUAGAAGUGUGGGGGAUGGCUUUGGGGCAUCAUUUAUUUCCAGGAAGGAUACCCACUCUCUUUUGAUGAGGUUGUUAAAUUCAGGAUCUUUCAGGAGGGAUGUGUUAAAGCGCCAUCUGGUGACUGGUUUGUGUGGUCUUGGUGGGUUCCAUUUGAAUGAUACUGGGGCAUGAUCACUGAUAAUGAUGGGGUGGAUUUGAUUAUCAAAAAUAUUUGAAAUGAUUGAAUUACUGGUAAGGAAGAAAUCAAUGCGUGAAUAUGAAUAAUGUACUGAUGAAAAAAAAUGAGAAAUUUCUGAUUCUAAUCAAAGUCCGUUGUAAAGCAGAUGAUAGAAAUAUUAACGAGGGUCACGGGAACACUCCUCCUUUGUUUUGGGUGCUCCUCAAGCCAUAAAUUUGACUUUGUUACGCAGAGCAGAUCAAGAGUGGAAGUAGAGUGGAAUUGAUUGGUCCUUCUUCUUUUGGGUGGACAAGCGAGACACAUUGGGGGGUUCUGCCCUCCACAGUCUAAAGUCCUCAUUUAUUUAUGCAGAAAUCUGUAAUGGCUCAUUAGCUCUUUCGAAUUGAUAGCUUUUUUCUGGGUAGUAUGGUAGAUUUCAUAGAUGCAAAGGUGCAAAAAUGAACUACAGGAAGACAGAACCGAGCUGGAAGCCUCCCGCGGGAUUUUAUUGCAGCUACAGCAUCAACCACAGCUCAUGAGAAUCAGACAGACAGCAGAAGCCAAACAUUCCCAGAAUCUCCUUGAAUUCUUUCCCUUUUAUACACUAUUUGGGCGCUCCAAUGAUGUCUCUUAUCUUCCCGUAAGUGGUCUUCACAUUGGUGUCUGAUUGCCAGCAACGUGACUUCUUCUGUAAACAUGUUUUGCUCACUGGCCGGCUCUGCCAAAUUUCCUGUCGAAAUGUGUGACAAGUUCAGGUACCAUGACCUCUCUGGCUGUAUCCUCCAUCCUGUUUUGCAACUUUCUUUGCUUAAAUCUAUUUGCUCCCAUAUUCGCCCAGGAAACCAAUCCUGCCUCAGAGUGAAGCUAGGACAGCCCACUUAGUUUACAUACAUGCUUUUCCACUGACAAAAUGGACAAAGAAAUACAUAUAUUAAUAAAUGUGGAAAUGCAAAAAUACGUAAAUAAAUAAAUGAAUGCAUAGAGAAAUAAAUGUAAAACAGCAUUCAUACAAAAAUAUAAAUAAAUAUAUACAUUUUUAAAAGCAUGCAUGAUCGAGGAAAAAGAUGAAUAAAUAAAUAUAUAAUUAUGGAAAUAAAAACAAAAAAUAUAUGCAUUUAUUUAUUUAUCUAUGUAUCUAUUUCUGUGUUUAUUUAUCAAGUAUUUAGUUAUUUAUUUGUGUAUUUUUUGUAUAACAUGUACAUGUAUACAGAUACUGUGGUUUACUUGGCUGUAAUGUUUGCAGGGCCAGUUUUUUAAGGAUAAUCUGACCAGAUUUAAUGUGUUAGAUGGGCUCAAAUCUUGAAAACAGGCUGUUUAUUAUUAUAAAAUAAAAUAUGUUCGAAUGAGUAAGUAAAUAAUAAUAAAAUAUGACAAAUCAAGUAAAUUUUAAAAAAAGGACUUUAAGAGGGCUGUUUGUUGUUUUUCAUCUGAAAAAAACAAACAAACUCCAGAUUGUGUUUCUUACAGCUUUUGAGAAGGAUUUGGAUAAAUUUCAUUUAAAAAAAAACACCUCAGUUAUGUGGCCAUAAAAUAUUUAUGACUGUGCUAUCACAAUACUUCAAAGUAAAACAACACAAUCAGUCCAACUACAGGUAAGACAAGGCUCGAGUAACACAUUAUGUCACAGUCCUUAUCAAUAAGGCAACUAACUUAAAUGAUUCUGUCAAAUUAUAUUUAUGUAGCACCUUUCAUUCAAAUCAAAUACAAUUCAACUAAUGCGCACCACAAGCAUUCAAAGACCCUCAUAUAAAACCAUAAAGAUAAAGAGUUAAAGGUCCCCUAUUAUGGCAUUUUUCAUCAAGUUUCAAUCAGUCCCAGAGAUCCCACAAUAGUAAAUUUAGUUUGUUGUCUAAAUCACCAGUUUAAAUAUCAGUUUGGAUAUCAGCCAGCCUGUACCCCCCUCUCUUUUUGAGCUCCACUGAGAACGGGUUGAUUCUGCGUCUGUACCUUUAAAUGAUAAUGAGCUGUGUGUAACCACACUCUUCCUCCACUCUGAACUGCCGGCACCGCCCCAGUGGUCCAGGAGCGUUCGUCUGGAGAUCUUCUGAGGACCUCUUCAGAGGUCAGUGGUGUCAGUGGUGUCAGUGGUGAAAUGGUUAGCACACACAUACAACAUCUUCGGAGUUGUUGUGGGUACAUUUCCAUCAAAAAUAAAAUUAAUCCACUGGGUCCUCAAAUCUUUGAUAAAGGAGGCAGAAAUAAACUCCUGUCUUCGUUUGUGCAGCCAAGAACCACGCAGUGGCUGGGUCAUAGCUUUGACAUGGUUGCUGUAACAGAGUGGUGUAUGCGAGGGGAAAAAAUGGCGGAUGCUACCUAAGUUGGCUUGGAGGGGAUGCAUAUUAUUGGUAGAAAACCAUCCAAAAAUGGAUUUUUCAUAAUAGGGGACCUUUAAAAAAACACAGUAAAGCUCUCUUGUGUUGUUGUUGUUGUGUUGUUUGCUGUCCUGUUGUCUUUAUUGACUGUAUAAACUGACUCCCCUGUGUUGUCACAAAAAUGUCUGUUUUUAAAUGUUAAAAUAUUUUGUCUUGUAAUUACUUUUUAAUUAAGUAAAGGAAGAAAACAGUUAAAAAGAAAAUUAUCAAAAAUAUUGAGUUUAUAAUAAUGCAUUAGAUUUUUAUAGUGCUUUAUCAGAGACCCUUAAAGCCCUUUACAUUGGAUACAUCAUUCAUUCGCUCACACAGUCACACCUUGAUGGUGGUAAACUACCUUGGUUGUCACAGCUGCCCUGGGGCAGACUGCCAGAAACAUGGCUGCCAAUAUGCGCCUACGGCCUCUCCGACCACCACCACACAACACUUACAAUCGUACACCAGUGGAGGACACACACUGGGAGCAAGGUGGGUUAAGUGCCUUGCCCAAGGACACAACGGACAGACUAGGGAUAGGGGGAAUCAAACUGCCAACCUUCCAGUUAUUGGAUGACCGCUCUCCCUCCUGAGCUACUGCCGCCCUAUUAUUAUUUAUAAAAAGUAAAGAUGAGAAAUCAAAGAUAAAAGCACAAGCAUUAUAAUGAGUAGUUUAACAAUGAAGUGACAAUAGUUGGAGUGAUGAAAUAACAUCAAAAUCAAUAUAAUAGAAUAAAUAUCCAAGCUCGUCUCAUCAUGUCAUCUUCCAUUUCAUAUGGUGGUCAAUUUUCUGAUUUAUCCACAUUACCAGCCCUGUGACUGAAGCUUCUUUUGAGAGGACAUCACCCUUUCAGUGAUUUUUAUGUUUUUAUUUUGAUAUUUCCUGUCACUGUGAGAUACACUUUAAUUUUGUAGUAUACCAUUACUGGCAUAUUGUAAGUUACAAAAUUAAGUUAAAAUGUUAAUUAGAAACUUCAAAUGUUCAGUUGAAUAACCUCUAGAGGCAUAAUCUCUAACUGUGUUUGGAUUCACAAUUACUCUUUGAAUAACUAUAACUAAAUAUGUCACUUUAACUUUGUCAUGUUCAAAACCAGCCCCACAUAGACUGACUCAAAUAUGUGUCUUUUACUCUUUGUCUCUUCAUUCAGCACUCUCUCACAUGCACAUCUGACUUGGUCUUGGAGCGGCUCGCCCACAGGGUGUCAGUGCUGACAGAUAGGUCAGAGCCGGAAUCAGACGAAGCUCCAAACACUGAGCAGACCAGCACUGCAGUGGAAACAGAGGAGAUUCUGUCCAAUUAAAGUGAGAGAGGCUCUAUGUUUACAUGAGGAAGUCCCAGAGGAGGAUCACAUUUAAGAAUUUACCAUAUUCACAGGUGUUAUGUGGAGGACAACCUCAGGAUGAAUAUGUGUAUUUACUUGUGAUGAUGGACACCAUAUGUCAGGUUUAUACCAACUUUGACGCUCAAUUUUGCUCAAAUGGUGGUAAGAUAAACUGACUGAAAAGCCCACAUAAAUCUUUAAUGAGCUGUAAAUUGUGUUCAGUAGAUAAUGAAUAAAACAUGUACAUGUAUACAGAUA
This is a messenger RNA of Xyrichtys novacula (pearly razorfish), 78315 nucleotides long. The record is from the annotation of a GenBank genome assembly. NCBI's taxonomy places the organism in Eukaryota, Metazoa, Chordata, Actinopteri, Labriformes, Labridae.